Molecule: messenger RNA, 80088 nt
Organism: Pelobates cultripes (western spadefoot toad)
Lineage: Eukaryota; Metazoa; Chordata; Amphibia; Anura; Pelobatidae
Source: the annotation of a GenBank genome assembly
UCCUAUACCAGGCUACUAGGCUGCAGCUCUCUUCUUCCAGGUAUCAUCCCAUUUGCCUCUUCAGUUCCUCUCCCAGAAAGGUACCUACACCUUGGUUGAGACUGUGAUCAGCUACUGCCUUUACAAAGGCACUUGUGACUCUGAGGCCUAGCUCCCUGUUUAACUUGUCCCAGGAUACAAAUACAAAGCAGCCAGCCAACAGGUCUGGAGAUUCUGCUGAGAUCGAUGAAUAAAUCAACCAGGACUAGCCUUUGACAACUUGUCCUUAAAAAUAGCAUUUAAAAUACAAAUAUACAGAACAAUAGAGAAUGAGCAAUUAUAAUUAAUACAUGAACCAUACAAUACAAGUAACAUUUUAACAAUAUAUACAAUAUACUCCUUAUUUGGUUGCACUCAUUUGCAUACCAGCAUUACGUAAAUGUACACAUUUCUAUUCAGUGAGUAGAAGGAGCUGCAGAGUUAUCAACUAACAAACAAUGCAUAGUCACAAGCUAGUUUUGUGGUGAUUCUUCACAAAGAGAUAUACAAAAGAGGCUAGGGGAGAAAGUGACACAGAGGAAAAGGAGAAAGAGAGCAGCUGGAAGAAAGAGAAACUCAGAUGGGCUAGGAAAGGGUAGAAAGAGAUAUACAGAAGGGCUGGGGGGGAAGAAACACACAGAGUGGUUGGGGGGAUGGAGACAUACACAAGGGCUGAGGGAAAGCGAUACACAGAAGCGCUGGGGGAAAGACACAGAGAGGGGCUGGGUGGGGAAAGAGACACAAAAGAGGGUGGGGCAGAACGAGACACACAGAAGAGAAAGCGGGGGAAAGAGACACUCAGAGAGGCUGGGGAAGAAAGAGACACGCAUAAGUGGUCAGGAAGAGGAAAAAGAGAAUCACAGAGGGCUGUGGGGGCAGAGAAAAGGUGCUGUGGGGAAAGACACAUGAGUUGGCCUGACACACAAAAGGGGCUGGGGGAGAAAGAGGCACACAGAUGAGAUGGGGUUAGGGAAAGGAGACACACAGAAGGGAGAAGGAGAAGGAGGAAAAGAGGCACAUAAAGGGGAUGGAGAAAGGGAGAGAGAGGCAAAGGGGUUGGGUGGGGGAGGGAGAAAAAGACACACACAGGGGCUCAGGAAGGGGAAAAAGAAACACAGAAGGACUGGGGCAUAGAAAAUGUGCUGGGGGAGAGACAGACAAUACAGCCUGGGUAGGACACACACAAAAGGAUCUGGGGGAGAAUGAUACACACAGAGGGUCUGGGAAAGGGGAAAAAGAGAAACAGAGGGGCUGUGGCAGAGAAAAUUUGUUGGGGGAGAGACACACAAAAUGGCCUGGGGAAGAGACAAAAAAGGGGGCUGGGGGAGAAUGAGACACACAGAAGGGAUGGGAAGGGAAAAAAAGAGAAACACAGAGGGACUGGGGGCAGAGAAAAUGUGCUGGGGGAGAGACACAUGAGUUGGCCUGACACACAAAAGGGGCUGGGGGAGAAAGAGGCACACAGAUGAGAUGGGGAUGAGGAAAAGGAGACACACAGAGGGGUUGGACAAGAGGAAAAAGAGGCACAUAAAGGCGAUGGGGAAAGAGAGAGAGAGGCAAAGGGGCUGUGGGAGAAAGAGACAAACAAAGUGAUGAAGGGAAAGGUUACACAGAGGGGCUGAGGGGAAAAAGAGACAUACACAAAGGGGGGUUGUAAGAAAACACGGGAAAAUUAGGGAUAAAAUAUACUAAAGGGAGGUGUAAGACACAAAAGGGGAUAAGAUCCACUAAAGGUGGUAAGACAUUUAAAAGAGAGGGUAAUCAACACUGAAGGGGGGUUAAGAGACACCCAGAUAAAUAUGCAUUUUGUUGGGGGAAGAAGAAGCACGGCAAAAUGCAUCUUUGCCUCUAUAGCCAAAAAUCCUUGCACAAGCCCAGACGGUACUCUAUGACAAUUACCUGGUAUGGACUUUGUAUCACAUUAAAUAAUAUGUAAUGCAUCUAAUUCUACACUAUACCGCACGUGAGAACCAGAGAAUAAUAAUAAAUAUAUACCUAAUAAUGAUAAUAACGCUAGAUAUUAUGUGAUGAGAUCUGCCUAGAAUCUUUUUACACAUAUUAAUACAGAGGGAAUGCCUUUAUAAGUUCCAUGUGCAAUCUUUGCUAAAUUUGGCACGUUUAAUAAUCAGAAGGGAUGCCCUUUUUUUCAGUUUCCCAGGCCGGGUGUGAAAUAUGUAUGAUGCACAGGGUGGUGUGCUGUAUAUUUAGAAUACGACAUCGUCAUUUCACCAUCCAUUGAGGACGGGUGUCAGGCAUAGGUCAUAAACUGUCCAGGCAACUUGCGUCACUAGUGAUGUGGGAGCAACUUAUGACUUAACUCCUGUAUUGCUGCUCUCAAUGGCGAGAUAAUGAAAGUCUGUAUGGAGUUAGGGGGGAGUGACAAUAUUACAGAAAAAGGAAGGAAGUAUGACAUAUGGUGAGAUCGGGAGAGAAAUACAGAAAAAAAGAAAGUUAGUUUAGAAAGAGAGGGGCAUCUGUGUAGACUGUGGAAACGUCACAGAGAGGGAAGAGAGGGAAAUAAGCAAGCAGGAAGCUACAGGCAGUAUGUGAAUGGAAUACAGGCAAGCAGGAAUAUAGAAACUGAAUUUGAGAUAGAGCAAUUAUUCUAACAGUGGUUAAAUUGUCAUGGAAACCAAUGGUUCCUGCCAGUUACUCUGUUUUUUUUUUUUUUUAAACCUUUCCCUAUCAAUCUGCUUUAUAAGUGGCUCCCACAAAAUAUCACACGUUAAGUUGGGGAAAAUAAUGUAAUGAAUUAUUGGUUUAUAAACAAAAUAUAUAACAAAUUAUUAUUUAAAAUAUAUAUAUAUUCUUAUUAUUUUAUUUUAUACUUGCAAGCAUAUUGUUGCAGGGCUGCAUGACAGCGGGAAAUAAAUAAUAUGUAUACUGAAGACAAACACAGUUAGGUAUACCUAAACAAGAUACGAUGAGGGUCUGGCUCAAAUGAGCUUAGUCUUUAGGAUGCGCAGUACUAUUACUCAAAAAGUAAAAAUGCAAAGUGUCCACAAGGAAGAUAAAUGCUGGGUGUACUAUCCCUAUCCAGGUGCAUUACUCAUAUAAGUUAUAUGACAUAUGCAGGAGCUGUGGAGUUAGAAAGGUCAGAGAAAUGUAUGUGACAUAGACAAUGGUUGUUGUGUCUGACAGUAAGAAGCAUCAGAGCAGACAGUGGUGGUGGGGGGGGGAGAGGUGGAGGGUGGGAGAGGGGAGUUGUAUCAGAUUCAAAAGGGGUGAAUUGCUGCUUCAAGUACUUUUUUAUUUUUCCGAAAGGUCUAGAACUUGGUGUGUGUAAGGUAUUCCAUAAAAAUGGGAAAGCACGUGAAGAGUGUUAUGAGCACAAGCUCAAGCUAGUGAUGAAAGAAUAGCAAGCUGUUUGGUUGAACAUGGUAAUUAGAGAGGUUGUUGUGUAGGUAUGAGUAGCACAUAUGGAAAGCAUUAUGAAAAUGAGACCCAUCAUUUUGAUUGAAUCAUAUUUCUAUGUGAUUGCUGGAAUCCAGAGUUAAUAUUGACAGAAGACGGUAUGAAAGUACAUGGCAACAAGCUUGUUGGGUAGGUCAAAGGUUUGUAGCAUUGACACAAAGGGGAUGAUUGACGAAGGAGCUACCUAAAAAUUAGAGGGGCUUUAGCCCUCAGUUACUUAAAUUCAAAGAAAGACAAUAGUAGCUAAAAUUAAAAAUAAUUUUAAAAAAAUUGUACAUUAAUAGCUCAUUUGAGCAGAACCUAACUUUUGUCUGUUAAUAUAACUUUUGUCUGGCAAUUACUUAUUGUUAAAUAUCCCCAUUGUAUCAUGACAGGUGUAUAGUCGCCAUUUUGGGCAGUCGGAAUCCAGGACAACCACCCCAUAACCCAACCCAAUAACGCACAUACUAGAGGAUAUGGGGAAAUAUGUCCACAGCUUUAUUUAGCAAACAAUAAUAAUAACAAUAAUAAUCAUAAUAAUAACUUAACAAGUAAACAUGGGUCAUUGCCCCCCAUACUCCGCCCUCGCAUCCUAUUCCUUCCAUUAACAUAUAAAGGGCAAUGACCCCCAUAUAAAUAAACAUAUAUAUAUAACAUACAUCAACAUUAUUCCAAUCGAUGUAAAGUGCCAACCAUCCAUUAACCACGGCAGGGGUAUACCCGGAUACCCCUACCCCACCAGGUUCUGAGCCACCGACAGGACUCGAAACCUAUCAACCACCAAUGACCACCACUUGUUUGUCUUCCAUUACGUUCAUCCUGGGGAGCCUAUUUCCUCUCCUUCAGCUCCCCGUCCCGCCGCUGUGAAAAAACGGGACAAAACCACACAUAACAAAACAGGGAGGGUGGGUGGGACAAACUUAACCAGGUAGGAAGUUAAAAUGAAUUAACUAAAAUGGCUGCCCAUUUAAAUAACCAAACCCACUUACCCAUAACUCCACUCCCUUGCUUACUUCCUCCUAGGCCCACCUCCUAACCCCUGUCAAGGCCUUUUUCCGCUUAGCUGCGCUUGGCUACCUGGGGCUACAUGACAGGUGUAUAGUCGCCAUUUUGGGCAGUCGGAAUCCAGGACAACCACCCCAUAACCCAACCCAAUAACGCACAUACUAGAGGAUAUGGGGAAAUAUGUCCACAGCUUUAUUUAGCAAACAAUAAUAAUAACAAUAAUAAUAAUAAUAAUAACUUAACAAGUAAACAUGGGUCAUUGCCCCCCAUACUCGGCCCUCGCAUCCUAUUCCUUCCAUUAACAUAUAAAGGGCAAUGACCCCCAUAUAAAUAAACAUAUAUAUAUAACAUACAUCAACAUUAUUCCAAUCGAUGUAAAGUGCCAACCAUCCAUUAACCACGGCAGGGGUAUACCCGGAUACCCCUACCCCACCAGGGUCUGAGCCACCGACAGGACUCGAAACCUAUCAACCACCAAUGACCACCACUUGUUUGUCUUCCAUUACGUUCAUCCUGGGGAGCCUAUUUCCUCUCCUUCAGCUUCCCGUCCCGCCAUAAGUUCAGACCUUGACCCCUUAAGCCGUCUGAGCUCCGCCACCCCGAAGAAACAGCGCCCGCUGCAUACCAACCUGCCAACCCAAGUUGAGCAGAUCCCAACCCACCUCCGAAAGGUGAACCCCGUCCGAGCGGUAGUACCCCGGCAACCCCUCCUCCAACUCGCUGUGCCGUACCACCACACCUCCCAUCUUCCUAACGAAGCUCACCAUUAAGCUGUUCACCUUUUUCCUGCAGUGAUCAAUCGCCACCGGAUCCCGCGCGUGCCGCCAUCGACGCCUUGGGACAAUCUCCGACCACACUAACAUAACCCCCGGAAGCAGGUCCCUCAAUUUGUUGAUGUCCUGCUUCAUCCACUCUACCAACCGACGUUGUGGCGUGAGGCCCAAGUCGUUACCCCCAGCAUGAAGGACCACCAUGUCCGGUGUCCUCCCGCCCACCACCAUCCUAAACAUUGCCCCACAAACCUUCCCCCAGCAAAAUCCCCUGUACCCAAACCAUCGGACUGUCAACUGGUCCUUCGGAAAGCCCAGCUGCUGGCCCUGCAUUCGAGCUGCGGCCCUCCUCUCGGCCCAGAAGACAAAAGAAUGUCCCACAAUCCAAGCAACCCGUCCUGGGGAGAAGAAGAAAACAAGCAUGAGGGAAAGGCAAAAGAGGACUCCUCCGUCCAUGUCCACCCCCGCACCAUAUCUAUACAUACACAUAUAUAAACAUAUACCUACCCAGACAUGUACCUUUUUUUUUUUUUUUUUUAUUCCAAUAAGCCCAACCGCACAUAUGAGCGGAACCGCACCGACUCCCAUCUCCCUAAGCGCUUCACGACCUCAUCUCCUAAUCCCAACCGUGCGGCCUCCGUGGCCGCCCCAAUGCGAAAGGAGUGAGUACCAAAACGUCCGGCCGGAAGCCCCAACUUACCUAGCCCGGCCCGAAAAACCUUUGUAAACUGAAACCGGGACAGGGAAGAACCAUCCGCAUGUACCAAGAAGGAACCCCCCACCGCCGGCCUCCGAGCCAUGUACUACUGCAGUUAUCACAAUAAUGUUGCGCCCCGGUAGAGCUCAUAGCGAACGCCUUUACCACGCUUAAUGACGCCCGGUUUUAGAAAUUCAAUUUGUGAUGCACAAACUACCUACUCUAAAACACGGUAACUCCUUGAGGCUUGCAGACCUCGGUACUCAACACUUACUGGUACUUCGCUACCAGUUUCACGCUGAACGCCAAAAUGCCAAGAGAAAAGCGCUUGAACAGAGAGACUUCAAACCUGCGGAAAUAAAUUUCGCAAAUCACCUACCAGAUCUCUACUCGUAUUAAUACAUACCGGGCUUAGAGUUACAGGUAAGGCCCUGCGUUUCUUUCGAGCAAUUCCUCUUCAGCGCUGCCGUAUUUAGGGAAGGUUUUAGUUGUAUCUUCUUCCGCUUCGGCGCUUACUGAACGUAGAACGCUUAUUGCCGCCAUGGACCUGUCGACCACUGCCGGGGACGCCCCCUUUGCCAGCAAUUGGCAGGUGUACCAUAGAAAAGCGUCCCGCAGCGCAUCCCCACGUAAGCCAUGCUCCAACCCGUCUAAUGAUCGUUCCCAAGAGUCCCAGACCUUACUGUAGGAGGCCCAUGUGGCCGGUGCCAGUGAAGCCUUCACAAGUCCCCCAAGCAGGACGCUCCCAGCUGCCAUAUCUCGUCCGGGCAAGCUUCCCCUUCCUUCAAUGCUCCUGGCGCCAUCGACCAAAAUCGGGACCACUGAAAACGAGACAGAGCGUCAGCCACCUCAUUCAGGUACCCAGGGACAUGACGCGCGCGAAACACAACAUUCCGUGACAUACACAUCAACACAAAGCGCCGCAGCAACCUAGCCACCGGCUUAGAGGCAGCCGAUUGAUUAUUCACCGCAUGCACCACCGCCAUGUUGUCCGAGAAAAAGACCACUUUCUGGUCCCGGAGCCCCUCGCCCCAUAGUGCCAUUGCAACGACCAACGGGAAUAAUUCCAGAAAAGCCAGGUUGCGCAUGACUGGGCUAGACCCCCAUGCCUCCGGCCACCGCUCCGUGCACCAUCUCCCGCCAAAGUAGGCCCCGAAGCCCACACUACCCGAAGCAUCCGUGAAGAGCUCCAACUCCGCCGCCGACUUACCCGCCCGCCUGAAAAACACCGUCCCGUUGAACUCCUGCAGGAAGGCAUCCCACACGCCCAAAUCAGCCCUCAUGGUUGCUGACACCCGUAUGAAAUGAUACGGGGAUCGAACUCCUGCCGUAGCAGCCGCCAGGCUGCGGCUGAAAACCCUCCCCAUAGGAAUUACACGGCAUGCAAAGUUCAGCAUCCCUAUUAGCGACUGCAGUUGCCGCAGCGUAACUUUGCGCGCAACGGUCACCGCAGCUACCGCCCCCUUGAGCCCCUCCAAUUUGUCCCGAGGCAGUCGGCAUUCACCCAAGAUAGAAUCUAUUUCUAACCCCAAGAAACUAAGGCACGUCGUCGGGCCCUCCGUCUUAUCCGCUGCCAGCGGCACCCCAAAGUGGCCCGCCACCCAUUCCGCGGUCCUAAGCAGUUGCUGGCAUGCCGAGGAGGCAGCCGGCCCCACGCAAAAGAAAUCGUCCAGGUAGUGCACCACCGAACGGUUCCCCGCCUCGACCCGCACCACCCAUUCGAGAAAAGUACUAAAUUUCUCGAAAUGGGAGCAUGAAAUCGAACAGCCCAUAGGGAGGCACAAGUCCACGAAAUAUUUUCCCUCGAAAAAACAUCCCAACAGGUGGUGGCAGUCCGGGUGGACUGGCAGCAGCCGAAAUGCCGCCUCAAUAUCCACUUUUGCCAUAAGUGCCCCAUGCCCGGCCCGUUUAACCAGCUCGACCGCCCGGUCGAAUGAUGCAUACGAGACCGAGCAUAGGUCCUUAUCAAUACCGUCAUUCACCGACUCCUCUUUUGGGUAGGAGAGGUGGUGAAUGAGCCGGAAUUUCCCCGGCUCCUUCUUUGGCACCACCCCAAGAGGGGAAACCCGUAGGUCCUCCAAUGGGGGCACCGCAAACGGGCCCGCCAUCCGCCCCAGCGCAACCUCCUUGUCUAGUUUCUCCCAUACCACCUCCGGGAAAUCAGCCACCGACUUCAGGUUGCGCAACCCCCCCGAACCCCCCCGCUCCCGGAAGGGAAUAAAGAAACCCCGCCCGAAGCCUUCCCUAAGUACCGAGGCAUCAGACCUGUUACCGUAGCGGCUUAGCCACGGCUCCAUCGCGUCUAGCCUCACCGGCGUGAAGCCCCGGGGCAGGGGAAGCAUUCCCUCCGGCCCCGGCAGCCGCUCCGGCUGUUCCCGCCUUCCCUUUUUUGAAACAGCGAUUGAGCCCAUGAGCACCCCCGCAACCGGAGCACUCAUGCUUAAAUUGACACGCGUUUCCCCAUUUGCACUGGCCCUCAUUGUAGAGCCAGCAGAAGCCCUUUUGCAAAGCGGCCGACGAGGCGGACUGCCCCUUCGCGCCGGCCGAGUUUGGAAAGGGCUGCGCCUUCUGGGCCAUCAUUAGCUUCAUCCUGAGGGGCAGAUCCAUCUGAUCCCACCUCAUCCCCGGGUUAGCCGCCAGUCGCUGCCUAAACUGUUCAUCGUAUCGCCACCAUGCCAGCCCCCCAUAGGUGCGAUAUGCUUCCCAAAUGCCGUCCAGGUAGCAGAACAGGGACGAGCAUAAUCCCGGCGAUUUUUCCCCAAGCACGCUGGCUAGCACGCAAAACGCCCGUAACCAGUUGCCAAAGGAUUUCGGAAUCUUGCGAUACCGCUUCCUCUUCUCCUCCUCCUCCUUCUUUUCAUCCUUUUUAUCCUCCUCCUUGAGGUCAAUAAAGUCCUCCAAGGGGAGCAGGGAGAAGAUCUCGCAGAACUCACCUUUCCAGAGCUUCUCUUUCACGUCCUGUUUCAGAUGAACCCCCAGGGGGCCCGCAAACGAGACGUAUGCGUGCUGCUCGCUGCAUCCGGAAUACCCCCGGCCAGUUCCGCCUUGUCACCCCCGGCCGCCAUCGCCUCGGGCGCCACCCCCACGUCCCCGCCUGAACUAAGCCCCACGGAAACCCCACUAGGACCAGGGACCUCCGUCCCCGGGGCCCAAACCCGACCAACGCCACCCCCCGUGUCACCCCCCGCCCCCAGCGAGUGGAGCAGUGCUUGCAGUGUGCUAACCAAGGAACUGGAGUGUAGUGACCCACAAGACUCACCGGCCAAGCCCCCUGCAACUGAUGCGGCAGGGGCUGCGUCGUCGACUGCCCGAUGUCCAGGGAGAGCGACUCCCGCCGAUACCUCGCCAACCGGGGAGCCAAACCGGUGCCUUGCCCGUGUCGAUAUGGAACAGCUCCGUGACCUGGAAAGAGGAGAAGAAGUCCUGGGUAGGGUGCACUGAGUAUUCGCAUCCCCCCCCGUCUCGACCCUGGGAGCGCCUGCCCAUUGCCAAAGCCUCCCGCUGUGCCCCCUGUACACGCCGCGCGCGGGAGCCCCUAGGGCUACGGCUCCUCCUGUUUUCCCCGGGCAUACGUCCCCGCCGACCACCCCUGGGGACGCUAGACCCGCUCUCUCCCGAGCUCCCUGACCUAGAGCGGCGCUGCCGGGACCUCCCCCUCCUCCCCCUCUCCCCCGUGGCUCUACUUCCCGAACCGGAGAGGGACUACCACUACAGGACCCUGAACCGGACCCCCCCCCCUACUACCCUGCACCCCCAAACGCUCACCCCUCCGGCUAGAGCCCGACCCCCCACCUGAACUGGCUCCCAGACUAAGGGGACCUAGACCCCCCCUCAACCAGACUGGCCCCCCCAACCCCUAAACCAGGCCUACCCGACCCUACCCGCACCGGCCUAGCCCCAGAGCCCAAGGAGGCCCCCUUUCCCCUACUGGGGGAGCCCAGCAGUCCCUCCUCACCCACAGCCCCCCCACCCCUGCCACUACUCCCCCCACCUAUGACCCCUAUGCCCUCCCCAUCCACCACCCGCGGUCCCUGGGAGGCCUUCCCACCCCCCACUUGGGCCCUCCGCCCUCCGCCCCCUGACAGGACCCCCCCAGCACUUUUCCCGCCAAGAGGGCCCCGGCCGGAGCCCCCUGCACUUGCCUUUGGGGCCGGGAACCGGCCACGUGUCCUCCCGGUCCCGGCCCCGUCGAUCUCCGCCUCCGACGGGGCGCGCGCCCUCCCGGGCCGCAGCUCCAUGCUGCCCGCUCCUCCAGGGGACCGCCCGGCCACGUCCGACCCGGCAGCCGCGACGGCCCCGUCCCGACCGUCCCCCCGGCGCCGGGCACUGGUCCUAGGCUCCGGCCGCUCGCGGGGAGGCGGGGCCUCUACCACGCGGCUGCCGGGCCUGCUGCCGCCCGCACCGGAGCCUCCCGGACCACCAGGGAUGUCUUCACCGGGUCCCACACCCGGGCUUAGCCGCUCCGGAGGCCUCCUGGCCCGAACAGGCCGUCGUCCGCCGCCGUCCUGGCCCUCCGCCGCCGCCAGGGCCGGGCCUAACUGGGCCUUCAGCCAGUCAGCCCCCUGGUGCCUCGCCGCCGACCGGAUCCGCUCCAGCAGUCGCUCCACUUCAUCCAUCGGCCCUGCAGGGAGACAAAAAGGAAAAAGCCCUACCAAGCCAAAUCUGUGCCCACAGGAGCGAACACAAACUUAACCAGGUAGGAAGUUAAAAUGAAUUAACUAAAAUGGCUGCCCAUUUAAAUAACCAAACCCACUUACCCAUAACUCCACUCCCUUGCUUACUUCCUCCUAGGCCCGCCUCCUAACCCCUGUCAAGGCCUUUUUCCGCUUAGCUGCGCUUGGCUACCUGGGGCUACAUUCUAAAGUGUUGUGAAAAAAUGUUGGCACUACACAAAUGCAAAUAGAAAUGAUUGCUCCUAAAACUGUUCUGAAUGACUCACCCAAUAAACUCAGUGAGAUAAAUGUAUUUAUAUAAUAAUAGUUGAAAAGGCACUCUCAGCACCACAAAAAUCAGAAUUCAAUGAAGAUAACAUCUUUAUAAAAUACUCACAUUGACUGUGUUGGAAUUUUAACACAGUCAAAAGAUACCACAAGACAAAACAGAGACUACUUUGUCUUAAUAUUUUUCUUACACUUGACAGAAGGUGUAGCCCACCUUUAUAAAGUUUUGUCGGUUCCCCCAACUGUAAUUAGUAAUGGCUGGAGGUAAAAAGGUUCUGUCUUUGCAGGCUCCAGGAGCUGAAGAGGAUAAACAGGAACAAUGGCCGCAGCUGCAAUAGAUAGAAACAUAGAAACAUAGAAUGUGACGGCAGAUAAGAACCAUUCGGCCCAUCUAGUCUGGCCAAUAUUUCAAAAUACUUUUAAUUAGUCCCUGGCCUUAUCUUAAGUCUAGGAUAGCCUUAUGACUAUCCCAUGCAUGCAUAAACUCCCUCACUGUGUUAUCCUCUACCACUUCAGCUGGAUUGCUAUUCCAUGCAUCCACUACCCUCUCAGUAAAGUAAUACUUCCUGAUAUUAUUUUUAAAGCUUUGCCCCUCUAAUUUAAGACUAUGUCCUCUUGCUGUGGUAGUUGUUCCUAUUUUAAAUAUAGUCUCCUCCUUUACUGUGUUGAUUCCCUUUAUGUAUUUAAAUGUUUCUAUCAUAUCCCCCUGCCUCGUCUUUCCUCCAAGCUAUACAUGUUAAGAUCCUUUAACCUUUCCUGGUAAAUGUUAUCCUGCAAUCCAUGAACCAGCUUAGUAGCCCUUUUCUGAACUCUUUCUAGAGUAUCAAUAUCCUUCUGAAGAUACGGUUCCCAGUACUGCAUACAAUACUAUAAGUGAGGUCUCACCAGUGUUCUGUACAAUGGCGUGAGCACUUCUCUAUUUCUUCUGCUAAUACCUCUCCAUAUACAACCAAGCAUUCUGCUAGCAUUUCCAGCUGCUCUAUUACAGUGUCUUCCUACUAGACAUGUGCAAUUUGUUUCGGUCCGAAUAUGAAUUCGGCAGAAUUUCAGGCAAUUCGGACAUUUGGGUACUUCCGAAUGUCUGAAUUGCCGAAGUGCCGAAUUGCCGAGGUCCCGAAGUUCCGAAAUUACCAAAUUACCGAAGUGUCGAAGUGCCGAAGUGCUGAAGUUCCGAAGUUGUCGAAGUUCCGAAGUGUCAAAGUUCCGAAGUGUGAAAGUGCCGAAGUUCCGAAGCACAGUAUUGCCUAAGUACUAAUAUACUUACCCAGUGAAAGGAGAAUGUAACAUUGUAUACAAUUUUAAAUAAAAAGUAUACAAACAUAGCCAGGAUUCAGCUGUAAGCAUUUGCAACACUUACAACAAUCAAGUAACAUACAUUCAUAUAAAAUGUAAGUUACUUAGCCAGUCAGUGUAAUGACAGGAAUGAAUAAGUAGAUAUCUCCCUAAUUCCCACGAUAUUAGAGAGCUAUCUACUAGAAGGCUGUAAGACCCAAAUUGGUCUUUCAGCCAAAUUUACUAAUACUAAGUAAAGAUUACUUAGUAUUAGUAAAUUAUGCCCCUACUCGCUAUACUGCGAGUAGGGGCAUGUCUAUUAACCCCUUAAGGACGAGUGACGGACGAGGUCCGUCACUCAGGGGAAACCCUUAACGAAGAGUGACGGACCUCGUCCGUCACGCGGUAAAAUUAACCCUGGAUCGCCGCUACUGCGGCGAUCGCGGGGUUAAUGGUGCUCCGGUAUGCCUCUGCAUUAGAGGCAUACCGGGAGCACCCGGUCAGGCUGCCCCAGCAUAUGUGGUCGCUCUGACCACAAGUCAGAGCGAGCACAUGUGCUCUGUAUACUCACCUACCGGCUCCCUGCACUUCCGGGUUCUGUGUGAAGUGCAGGGAGCCGGAUCAGUGCUGAUCCUGCCCCCUGCUGGAAAAAAAAAUAAAGUUUAUUUAAAGUCCCCCCCCCUUACCCAUUUUAAUAAAAAAUUAACCCCUUCCCUGCCAAUUGAUCACUGACUACAGUGAUCAAUUGGCAGGGAUUACAUUUUACUAUGAUCUGAUUUUUUUUUUUUAACCCCUGAGGGUUAAUUCAUUUUUUUUAACCCUCAGGGGUUAAAUUUAUUUAAUUAAUUAAUUAAAAUAUUUUAAAAUUAUAUAUUUAGCUAGCUGGGGUGGGUGGAAGUUAGUGGGGAAUUGGGGGAUUUGGCGUUAGGCUAACUAGGGGUUAACGUUAAAAAAAGUUUUAAAAUAACCUUUAAAAAGUAAAAAAUUAAGCUUAAAAAAUGUUUUAAUAACGUUUAAGUAAAAAAAAAACCCUUUACCUAGUCCAAAUAAAAAUUAACCCCUUCCCUGCCAGUCGAUCACUGCCUACAGCGAUCAAAUAGAGAUCACAGUAUUAUACUGUGAUCUAAUUUUUUUUAACCCCUGAGGAUUAACUUUUUAUUUAUUUUUUAACCCUCAGGGGUUCAAUUUAUUUAAUUAAUUAAUUAAAAUAUUUUAUAACUAUGUAUUUUGCUAGCUGGGGUGGGUGGGAGUUAUGGGAAAAUGGGGAAUUUACUGUUAGUGCUGCGUACUGCUAGUUAGGGGUUAACAGUAAAAAAAAUAGCUUAGAAAAAUGUUAAAUCUGUAAAAAAGUUUUAAGAAAGUUUAGGAAAGUUUAAAAAAAAUUUAUAAGCAAAACAAAAGUUUAAAAACUAGUUUUUAAAAGUAAAAAAGUUAUAAAAAGUAAAAAAAUACAUUUUAAAAACGCUCAUUACCACUACACCUGGAACAAACUAGAGAAAAAAUUAUCCCACGCCAAGGUUCAAAAUAUGCCUUUUGAAUUACCCCAGGGUGUAUUCUUUAAUAAAUAGUAUGUGUUUGUGGGGAAGUUUCAAUAACCAACCGUCUAAACUACUCCAAAUUGGAACAUGGACACAGCGUAAAACUUCAAAGUUAGAAAAAAACUGAAUGGCUGCGUCUCAAAUGCGCCCCUUCAGCAUCCACAUAUACCUGGCAAAGGUACAUACGGGGGUAUUGCUGUACUCAGCCGACAUAGCUGAGCAACAUAUGAAGUAUUAUACAGUCAUAGCACACAUAAGGUUUGCAAAAUAUGUUGAACAAACUCACUUUGUAUGUCAAAAAGGCAGAAAAAAUGCUUAUUACCACUACACUUGGUACAAGCUAGCGGAAAAAUUAUCCCACGCUAAGGUUCAAAAUAUGAAUUUUGAAAUACCCUGGGAUGUCUUCUUUAAGAAAUGGUAUGGCUUUAUGGGGAAUUUGGAUUAUAUAGCCUGGUAAAAUACUCUAAAAUGGGACAUAGGCACAGCAUAAAAAUUCAAAGUUUGAAAAAAACUGGAAUGGCUGUGUCCCAAAUGUGCCCCUCCGAUGUCCACACAUACCUGGCAAAGGUACAUACGGGGGUAUUGCUGUACUCAGCCGACAUAGCUGAGCAACAUAUGAAGUAUUAUACAGUCGUAGCACACAUAAGGUUUGCAAAAUAUACUGUGCAAACUCACUUGUAUGUCAAAAAGGCAGAAAUGGGAUGUCUUCUUUAAGAAAUGGUAUGGCUUUAUGGGGUAUUUGGAUUAUAUAGCCUGGUAAAAUACUCUAAAAUGGGACAUAGGCCCAGCGUCAAAAUUCAAAGUUUGGUAAAAACGGAUAUGGCUUGGUCUCCUAUAUGGCACUGUAGCUUCACGAAAUAGUGCCAAAGACAUUCAUUAGGGGUGUCUUUUUACUCAGAAGACUUAGCUGAGCAUAAUUUGGGAGGUUUGAACUUAGUGGCACAUAUGAAAUAUACAAAACGCCCAGCAAAAAUGCAAUCCGUAUGUAAAAAAUGCACAAAAUAAUUUUUUACCACAUACUUUGGCAUAUAUUGGUGAAAAAAUGGGGGUAUGUUAAGGCACAAUAUGCACCUUAUAAGAUACCCUGGAGUGUCUCCUUUUACAAAUGGUAGGCCUUUGUGGGGGUUUUUUGAACAGUCAAACUGUUAUAAUACCCCAAAUGGAAGCUAAGGCUCAUUAAAUCCAUCUCUCAAAAUUCUACUGUGAAUACUGUAAAGGACAGGUCUCCUAUAUGGCACUGUAGCUUCACGAAAUAGUGCCAAAGACAUUCAUAUGGGGUGUCAUUUUACUCAGAAGACUUAGCUGAGCAUAAUUUGGGGGUUUGAACUUAGUGGCACAUAUGAAAUAUACAAAACGCCCAGCAAAAAUGCAAUCCGUAUGUAAAAAAUGCACAAAAUUAUUUUUUACCACAUACUUUGGCAUAUAUUGGUGAAAAAAUGGGGGCAUGUUAAGGCACAAUAUGCACCUUAUGAGAUACCCUGGAGUGUCUACUUUUACAAAUGGUAGGCCUUUGUGGGGGUUUUUUGAACAGUCAAACUGUUAUAAUACCCCAAAUGGAAGCUAAGGCUCAUUAAAUCCAUCUCUCAAAAUUCUACUGUGAAUACUGAAAAGGACAGGUAUCCUGUGUGGCACUGUAACUUCACAAAAUAGUGCCAAAGACAUACAAUGGGGGUGUCAUUUUACUCAGCAGAUGUAACUGAACACAAAAUAAAACUUUGUACAGGAAUAGCACACACCAACUUUACAAAAUAUACACUAGAAUUUCUUUGUUAUAAGUUUGUGUGCCAGAAACCAAAAAAAACACAAUUUUACUCCAAUAUUUAGCAGAGAUUGGCGGUGAAAUGGCUACGUAGAAAGUGUCAAAACAACCUUAGGUAAAUAGCCCGUGAUGUCUACUUUAUAUAAAUAUAUACUUUUGUGUGGCAAUUUUGUUUUCUUUUAUGGCUAUUAAGCUUACAAGACAAACAUACCAAAUUCUAAAAUCGCUCCACAUUAAAAGUCUAUUUUACUCCUUGUGCUUUGUGACCUGUAACUACCAAAAAAAACUUAAAAUCCCAGACACAUUGUAUAUUCUGUAAAUCAGAACAACUAAAUUAAUUUAUUUUUAAUUACUUUUCUUAACCUGCACUAAUUAUGCACACAUUAUUAUUGCAAAAACUGUAAAAAAAACCACAAAAUUUUCAUUUAUUUUACAUUUUUCUGUAUUUUUUUAUAAUAAAUAAGCAUUUAUAUAUAUGUGUGUUACAUCAAAUUAAAGCCCUUUCUGUCCUUUAAAAAACGAUGUAUAAUAUGUGUUGGUGCAACAAAUAAGUAAAAUGCAAAUUGCAGUUGAACGCAAACAGCAAAAAAUGAAAAAAAUGCUGUUGUCAUUAAGUGAAAGACAAGCUUUUGAAGCUCUGUCCUUAAGGGGUUAAACAGUGAGCAGCCUUAAAAAAUAAAUAAAAAAUAAGGUCCUCCCCCCUGGCCCCCACCCCUGAGCGGUGGGUGGGGGCCCUACAGUAAAAUAAGGGGGGGGACCUAAUGUCUUCCCCCUGGCCUUGCCCCGCCCUGCAAUUAGGCUCAGAGCAUUCUGAUUGAUGGGUUUAAGCCAACCAGAGUGCUGUGACAGGUAAAUGUAGAGACUUAUCUGUCAGUCUCUUCAUUUACCUGUCACAACACUCUGAUUGGAUGGCUUAAACCCACUAAUGCUCUGAGACUAAUUGCAGGGUGGAACAAGACUUUAAAAGCCUUCCCCCGCCCUGCAGAGUUCAGUCUGCGUGGAGCCCUCGCCAGGUGAAGAUGGAUUUUUUUUUAUAAUUGCGUCGGUUAUUAUGGUUUUUUAUUUUUGGGGCUGAAAAAAGAAGAUUUUAGAAGAAAGAAAACAUUGAAUGGUAAGUUUUAUUUAUUUUUUUACAGGUACUUAAUUAAAGGUCCCCCCUCAUUAUUUUUAGGGUGAGGUGGGUAGGUAGGGGGAUAAUUUUUGGGGGGGCAAGGGGGGGGACUAGGGGUUUGGGGACUCCUAGUCACCUGGGGGGGCAUUUCUUUUAGGGCCCCCACCCGCCACUCAGGGGUGGGGGCUGGGGGGGAGGACAAUAGGUCCCCCCUUAUUAGUAUUUAGGGCCCCCACCCACCUCUCAAGGGUGGGGGCCAGGGGGGAGGACCUUAGGUCCACCCCCUUAUUAGUAUUUAGGGCCCCCACCCGCCGCUCAGGGGUGGGGGCCAGGGGGGAGGACAUUAGGUCCCCCACUUAUUAUAAUUUAGGGUCCCCACCCACUGCUCAGGGGUGUGGGCCAGGGGGGAGGACAUUUGGUCCCCCCCCUUAUUCCAAUUUAGGGCCCCCACCCGCAUCUCUGGGGUGGGGGCCAGGGGGGGAGGACAUUAGGUCCCCCCCCCAUCAUUUUACUUUAGAGCCCCCACCAGCCGCUCAGGGGUGGGGGCCAGGGGGGCAAUAGGUCCCCCCUUUAGUUUAAAAGCCCCCACUCGUGCGUCGCGGGUGGGGGCUCGGGAGGGGGGACCCAUAGCUAGUAUAGCGAGUAAGGGCAAAAUUUAUUAAUACUAAGUAAUUUUUACUUAGUAUUAGUAAAUUUGGCUGAAAGACCAAUUUAGGUCUUUCAACCUUUUAGUAGAUAACUACCUAAUACCGUGGGAAUUAGGGAGUUAUCUACAGAACCGAAAAUUUUCCCCAUGCACAUGCCUACUUCUUACCUCUAUCAUGAAACUUUCACUUGUAACUGUACUUUUAAAAGUUGUCAUAGUUCUUUUUUGAAACUUACAAGUGCUACAGUUUCCACAUCUAUGGAAACCAUUAGGUUUCUUUUUUAGAAAAGUUUCCUGUUUGUUUUCUAGCACUACCUUUGGCAGCAUACUAGGUGCUAGAAUUGUUUUUAGACUAUCGGUCUUUUUAUACACAAUUUUCGGCUUCUUAGGUAAUAUUUUAUAAAGGUAAGUGUCCUGCAAUAAAAUCGGCCAAUAUUUUCUAAGAACUUUAUCCAUUUUAUUUGCUUUAUUGUUAUACUUGGUGAUAAAUGCCAUAUCAAAAAAAUUCUUCUCAAAGUUGCUAGUUUUUGGUUUUACUUUUAAGAUAUCUUUUUUUUAAUUUUUUACUUCCUCUUGACUUCUUUCAAGUAAUUCUUUAGGAUAAUUUCUAUCCAAAAAUCUUUUAUUCAAAACUUGGACCUGACUAUCAAAAUCUUCCUGAUUUGUACAAUUCUUAUAUAACCUAGUUUGCUGACUCUUAGGAAUAUUCCGUAACCAUACGGGAUUAUGGCAGCUGGAAAAUUCAAUAAGGCUAUUACAAUCCGUGGGUUUAAAGAAAGUUUUACUACAAAUUAUAUUUCUCUCUAUAAAGAAAGUUAUCUUUUAUUUCAACUGUAUAUUAAAUUUUGGAUUUUUAACCACAAAUCCUUUCGUCAUUAGUAAUAAGAUUAGUUUGGCAUGAUCUCCCUGAAGAAAUCCCAUGUUGUCCCUGAUUUUGAAAUCCAUGUGAUUUUAGAUGUUCAACAAUCCUAUCCUUUAACAUAGUUUCCAUUCCUUUCCCCGCUACUGAAGUAAAGCUUACUGGCCUAUACUUGCCCGACUCCUACCUACUACCUUUCUUGUGAAUGGGUACACCAUUCAGGUUCAGUUAUGUAUAACUCACCUUCCCCUGCACCCAACAGGCACCAGACACACAGUGGAGCCAUCACCGUCAGGGAUCUUUGCAAAUUAUUCAAAAAUCCGAGAUGGUGACAGUUACUUUUAGGCUACUAGUGUUGGUGUUCUCAAAAUUACAACAAGAGAGAAAAUAUAAUAAGUCUAGAACUGAAAUUUUAAAUAAGCUAACGUAUAUACAAAGAUAACUUAAAAAUACCUUUUAGGUUCAUACAUAAUUAACCUGCUAAAAAAAAGUCUUAGAAUUCACUUCCAGACUAAGGGCAAAUCCAUGAGGACAAUUUUCAAAUUUUUUGUAAUUUUGAAAUCAACUCAUGUUGCCUCAACUAGUGUUAGGUAAAUAUACUUGAGUUAAUUAAGUGAGUCAGCUGGGAAAAUUUGCUCCAAGCAGUAGUCAGGCAUUAAUGAAACGACAAUAUAUACGAGGAUCAUCAGUAUAAAAGUGACAUUGAAUUCCAAUGGAAGAUUAAUCAUAACGUGAAAAUAAACAGGAUUUAGAACUCAACCAUGACAUGCCCAAACUGAAACAUAUAGCAGGGAGGAUGAGGUGCCAGAACAAUCAACAUUGAAAGUUAUGAGGUAGAAUUAAAAUGAGGACCAGGAAAACCCAGCGUCAUGGUUAACAAGGUCAUUGGGAGUAUGAAAGAAAAACAGGUUUUAGACUGUGUCGAAAGCAGCAGAAGCAUCAACAAUAAUUAACAAAGAUCACUGACAUUUGGAAAAAUGAAUAAUUAGUCACUUUGGUUAGGGCAUUUUCAGUGAAGUGCAGGGAGAAGAUGUUAUCUCAUAUAGGGAAAGACCCAACAGCAAUUAGAGGUUCACUGUGCAGGGAAAAUCUGUUGUCAUAGCAAGAGUUUUGUUUUAACCCCUUAAGGAUACAACUUCUGGAAUAAAAGGGAAUAAUGACGGAAUAUUUCCGUCAAGUGUCCUUAAGGGGUUAAAGAGGUAGAACUUCACUGCGCUAGUUCUGUAAUGCACCCUCAUCACUUGUUUGUUCCAACCAGUGUUACAGGGGAAAUAAAUGAAGUAAAACAGGAUAGGAAUGAGAGGCUAAGGUAAGAGGACAGAAGAAGUUCAAAUAUAUCUUGGUAGAAAUAAAAUAUUUAAUCAGAGCAAGCUGACAAAAAAAAAAAAAAGUUGGUUGUAAUUGUCUUCUUAGCAUAACAUACCAAUUAUAUAUGUGAGAGUACCAGAGGUAUAAACAUUCCCGAACUUUCCUUAUUUGUGGUACCUUUUUCAGGCUUGAUCUGCCUCUUUGUGCUGCCUUCUGUCUUGCCUGCCCACCUCUAUACUGGAAGGUCUACAGGGAAGAAUGGUGGAUAUUUUUUGUCUCCAUGUUUAGUUUCCCUUGUUUAUAUUGAACUUGGAUCAAAAACACAAAACCAACCCAGUUUUGUUCCCAAUCCAGUCCUGAAAGCACACUGAUGAUUGGUGCGUCUUAAGGACUUUGCUGGGAACCUAUGUGCUCACACUCUCCUAACUGUACGAUCCUGCCCCACUCUGUCCUCAAAGCUCAGACAUUACACGUGAUGUUGGCUUUCCAUAUAUGAGUCUUUGUGGAUCAAACUUGUGGGUCUUGUUCCUCUUUUUUAUGUUAAGGAGAAAAGAUGAAAGUUUAUGCAAACUUGCAUGUGGUUUGGUUCAAAAAUGUAUUAAACAUACAGAACAGAGUAUUGUUGUUAAUAAAAUUCUCAGACUGAACACAGGUGGUAAGAAUUGUAUCAUGGGGAAUCUCAUGGUUCUGUCCUGGUCAAUUUCUCUUCAAUUUGCCUUGUGAAGGCUAUUCAUUCCUCAGUACUGCAAGUUACACAAAGCUGAAGAGGAGGUAAAUUAUCUAUAGAAAGCUCUGAGAGUAUUGGAAAUCACCAAUAAUGAUUUAGAGUAAACAAAUAAUUUAAAAAAAUGCUCACUGUAAUAAAUAAACUAAUUUUUAUAACACGUAUCCUUAGUAAGAAAACUAAAAAUUCCCCUCAUAACAAGGUUAUGUUCUCAAUUUUUUUUUUGCAUUCUUUUGGAUCAAGAGUGGUAACAAGGUGUGUGUGUGUGUGUGUUUUUGUUUUGGUCUUUUUCAUGCUAGAGCACUGUCCUUUAUGUCUCCAGUGUAACCUGAUGCUUAUUCCAAGCUACAUUUCAGAUAAUUGGUAUGUUAUGCUGCUUGAUGCUCAUGAUCGUGUUUUACUUGUUACCUGCACCAGCCUACAUUCUGCCCUAAUUCCAGCUUUAUGCAUCAUCCCGGUUGCUGCAAUGAUGUACUAGACUAGACUUUGUAUUCUUGUCUUGUCUUUGACAGUUCUUACAUGCUUAUCUUGGACAUAUUUUUUGGACUUGUGUUAACUACCUUCGGUAGAUCUGACUGCAAUACCUGCUUCAAAGCCAGGAGCACAGAGGAGAACGCACUAGGUCAGGGUUUUCCAAACUCUGGCCUUCAAUAUGUUACUGAACUAAAACCCCCAUGAUUCUUUGAAUCGAACAGAUAGCAAGAGAAUAAGAAACAUAUGGAGGGUCAGAGUAUAGAGAAUCUUCUACUAGAUCAUUGUUAGGCAAUCAAUUUAUCAUGGGUUUAUAACCUUGCAUAGUGUAGCUUACCAUUAACUCUUUAACAAUAUCCAUGGCUCCAACCAACACAAACGUUAUAUUUUAUUAUUAAAGGGGUGACAAUAAGCAACAUUCACAUGUUCUCCUUUCACUUUUAUUAGACCAGUGAUCUUUGUCCCAUGAGAUGGGAUCCCAGAGACAAUGGGAUCCCAGAAUACAAUUACAACCAACCGUCUUAUUAAUUUAUUUAUUUUUCGUCAGCUUGCUCUGUUUAAAUAUUUUAUUUCUACCAAGAUAUAUUUGAACUUCUCCUGUCCUCUUACCUGAUCCUCUCAUUCCUAUCCUGUUUUACUUCAUUUAUUGAUUUUUUUUACAAACACAAAACUUAAUUUGAUUUACUUUGUGAAUUGUUGUAAUUUGUCAUAGACAUUUUCCUUGAGAUCCAAGUUGCAAAAUUCAGCUCAAAAUAACACAUUUGGAGAACAAUACACAAUUUGGCUCAAUUGGAAAUUCCACCUGUACUAGUUUGACUUAAAGGUGGCAAUACAAUUUCCAUGUCACUAGAAUACACUGUAUACAGGAUAAGUCAUAAUGUCUUUUUUUAAAAUGUGUAGUUUUAUUGAUUUUCAAUGAUAAAAGAGAAUGUGAAUACAGAAGUAAGAAGGGGGUAGGUUAAGCACAUAAGCAUUUGUGGACAUCAUACAUCAACAAUAGUUUCACUCAUCUGCUUACAUGUACACCUCACAGUUUGGAAUCCAUCUACCUGAACCCUUUAUGGAGACAGAACCCGAGUUGCCUGCUUAGUCAUACAAAGGAACAUUUGUAAUAACAAUCAUAGGUUGGCAUAAGAGCCCGAUAAGGAGUGUGUUAUCUUCUGUUACUAGCGUAAACAGUGAGUGCAAGAAAUAAUUGGUAUAAGGGCACUGUCUUCUACCAAGUAUCUGUACAACAUGCAUUGUUAAUGAACAGGGUACUUGUCCUAAGAAAUAUACAGGGAAAGCAGGAAAAACAGGGAAAACAAGGAUGGGCUAGAAGUUACAAAAAUAUACAAUGAUUGGGAUUGGAGGGUAUGUUAAACUAGAUGAUGUCUAUUGUUGCAAAGUAGCAUUGCCGGUGGUGCCUGCAGACAGUCAACUGUACUAACAUGGCAGUGAAAUUCUAGAAAAGCUCAGAUAUACCGGUGUCUAGAGUAUGACAAUGAGAACUGGCUGGGCAGGCAGGGAGGACCUAGGAUUAACAUGCUGCGCCAGUGUUGCUGCCAACGACACCCUGACCAUAUUUCCUCUCCCAUGCCAUCAUUAAACAUUUGUUUUUUCUUGCUAGAGGUGAGCGUCAUGUGUAAAAUUAAGAUAUCUUGUAAUUAGCUGGGACAAGAAGGGCAUUUUGUAGAUUUCCAAUGGGUUGCAAUGAAAUUACGUGCUGCUAAUAUCACAAGAGCAGUCAAUUGCUUCUGGCCAUAUGACAAGGAUUGUGAAAAUAACAGCAUUAGGCACGUGGACGCCGUCAAAGUAAAGGUGGGUACGUCCAAGUUGCCCAGGACACAGCGGACUAUUUGCCAGAAUGAUUAUCACCAAGAUACAAAAAUGACUUCAGGCUUAAUGGGUGUUACCACCCCUUAGGUCUUCUGUCUUUAAGAGUGCAGCGCUGAGUAUUGUGUGAGAGGACAGUGAGUUACCUGUGAUUCAAAGACAAUUAUCCUUUAUAUUCUCCAAUGUAAUGUACAUACAAAAGAAAACAGAAAUAUAUACAGAUAUUUGUGCAGUAUGUUAGGUACUGUAGUAAAAACUUGAGUGAGUAACAUAUAUAUCUACACUCACAUUUUUUAGAGCCUUUCAAGUGAAUUAGGCUCUAAACAUCCGUGCGUCUGUGUCUUUAAGGGUAGAUCACACGACCCCUCUCUCCACGGUAGAGUAUAUAUUUUCCUCUCCACAUUUGCCAGAAUGAUUGGAUGCUGCCACAAGACCACCAUGUAUGUAUAAAGGUGUUGCUGUUUGAAGCGCACCUCCAACACAAUGGAGAUAAGUUAGAGAACAUAUGUGCAAGUCAGUGGGGGGUCAAAUACCAACGAUAUAGGAGUUUCCUGUGCGCCUCUAUGUGAGAGAAGCAUUUUGUCCAUCAGAAUAGGUCAUAAAGGGCAUGUAGCCAGUCCGACUCUUUCAGGGCCAUGUCACAGUCCAAUUGAAGAUUAUGCUAGCUUCAGUGUACAGAUAAUCUUAAUUUUAAUAAUGACAGGAGGCGAGUAUUUUGCAUAAUCUUUCUUUACUAACUCCAUAGCAGCAAAGAAAAGAGUGACAUAACUGAGAACCAAUCACAAUGCAGUAUAGAGUAUAAGAGGUGUAACGUAUGACAUCAUUUCCUCUUUAAAGCAUGCGACAUCACAAGAUCACAAUGCAGAAACAAUAAAGAUAACGUAUAACAUGAAAAUAGAACAUAAACGUAUGAAGAAUUCUUGACAGGGACGAGUUCUUGGUGUCAAGUGACGAACUUCCAUGACAAGAUGAUGAUGAUAUCUUGAAGGAAGUCUGCAGUGUCCUGAUUCAUCUGGUUAAACUGAAACGAGAAUGUAAAAGGGUAUUAGAUUCCGGAGAUGGUUGUGUAAAACAACAAGAUGUCUAUCCCUUAUGAUUAAGUAACCAUCAUACUGCAAUAGAGCGAAUACAUUCCACCCAUCUAUUGAUGCUACCUAAGCCAUCCCACCCAUAUGAAAUAUCUGUAUUAAUCGUAAGAAGACAACUUAGGCAUUUAGCACAAAAACAUGUGAAUAAAGAGAUAGAAAUAUACAUGAAGACAGAGGUGGGGAAGAGCGAAAGAGAGCAGGGUGGGAAAAUACUCGCCUCCUGUCAUUAUUAAAAUUAAGAUUAUCUGUACACUGAAGCUAGCAUAAUCUUCAAUUUUAUCACAUGACAGGAGGCUUCGUAUUUUGCAAUUUCAACGCUGAGUAAGUAGAGCAAAAGCUGGGUUAGAUGGAGGACGGAAAUAGAACGUCCUAAAGGUGGAUUCUCUGGUCCAGUCCGCCGCUCGUAAAAUAUCUUGAAGGGAGGCCCCCGCUGCGUAGGCAGAGGAGGCCGCGGCCCCUCGGACUGAGUGUGCACCAAAAGCCUGGUCUAUCCCGGCGAGGGCUAAUAGCCAUCUAACCCAUCUGGCCAACGUAGUAACCGAGACUGGAGCGUAGGGGCGGACGUAAGAGAUGAGAAGUUGGCGAUUGGAAGUAGGCCGCAACGUCGCGGUGGCUUCCACAUAUCGACGAAGAGUAGAGACCACACAGAGUUGUGGGUCUGAGGGAAAAAAGGGGUAAAAAACAGAGGAAGAGUCAGAUUUCGUGCGUCUAGAGAUCUGGAAGGUUACUCCAGCUGGGCAGAAGGUAAAUGCGUCGGCAUCGAAAGCGCGUACAUCGGACACCCGACGAAAGGAGACUAGGCAGAGUAGGAAGGUGAACUUUGCCGUAAGCUGGCGGAGUGACAAGUUCUCAUUAGGGGGCCAGUCCCGUAAAAACUGUAAGACUAUGCCAACGUCCCAGAGUCUCGAGUAUUUGGGUUCCGGGGGGCGCCGAAGGCGCAUGCCACGGAGGAGUCUACAGAUGAGUGGGUUCUGGCCCACUGGUGUCCCUUGAAUCGGCGUAUGAGCCGCUGAGAUGGCUGAACGUAUCACGUUGAUGGACCGGUAUGACUUCCCGGUUGUGAACAGAGAGGUGAGGAAAUUCAUGAUGGAGGGAAUAGGUGCCGUAAAGGGAUUGAGAUCCCGUCCCAGACACCAAGUGGUCCAGCAGUGCCAUGCUGAUAAGUAGCACCUCCUUGUUCCUGGCGCCCAUGAGUCCCAUAGGAGCUCUCUAGUUUCCUGCGAUAAAUCCUCGGUUCGCCAGGAACCCCUGAAAGAGUCCAAGCCACCAGGGGCAGUCGGCCCUCCUGGACCAGCGGAUGGGGAAGUCCCAUCGGGUUCCUGAGAAUGGAUGGAGUAUCUGGUAAGAGGAGGGGAUCCUUGUUCGAUAGUUCCAGAAGAUCCGGGAACCAUGGUUGGCUUUGCCAUAGAGGUGUGAUGAGGGUCAGUAUCACCCUCUGCCUGCGGAUUCGGUGGAGAACCCUCGUAAUCAUCGAGAAUGGAGGGAAGGCGUAAGCCCCGUGUUGUGGCCAUUGUUGCAGAAACGCGUCGGUUGCUAGACUCUCCGGAUCUGGGAGCCAACUGAAGAAGUCCUUCGUCUGACGGUUGUUGCGGGAGGCGAAUAAGUCCAGGGAGAAGGGGCCCCUCUGUGUAUCUAGCAUCGUGAAAACGCGAGGGUCUAGUUGCCAGUCGCUGGCGUCCCUCCAGUGGCGUGAGUACCAAUCUGCUGUCGUGUUGGUCUCUCCUGGUAAGUGUUCCGCUAAUAGCGUGAUGUUGCGAGGCAGACAAUAAUCGAAGAUUUCCUUCGUGAGUUCUACUAAUGCUUGGGAGCGGGUGCCUCCGAGUCGGUUGAUGUAUCUUACCGCCGAGACGUUGUCCAUCCGGAGAAGGAUGCAGCAGUUGGAUCGUUCUUUUGCCAGACUGCGAAUGGCGAACGAUCCCGCCAGGAGCUCCAAACAGUUGAUGUGCAUCGAAAGUUCUUGGGGAGUCCACACUCCCCCCGUGGAGGAGGUGCCGUCUGUUGCUCCCCAACCUGAGCGGCUGGCGUCUGACUCCAAUAUGAAGUCUGGUUGAUUUCCGAAUAUCGCCCGGCCAUUCCAAGCCUGCAUGCAGUUCAGCCACCAGUGCAGUUCCUCCCGAACUUCGUCCGACAUGGGGACCGGUUGGUCGUAUGUUGGGUCUUUGCGAAGGAACUUUGUCUUGAGGCGUUGCAUGGCUCUGUAAUGCAGGGGUCCAGGAAAGAUGGCCUGGAUGGAUGACGAGAGCAGGCCCACUAUUCGUGCUAGUAGACGUAAAGGUAUGGAUGUCAGUCGAAGUACCUUCCGAAUUUCUCUGCGGAUGGUGGCAAUUUUUGCGGCCGGGAGGCGUAGCGUGCACGAUAUUGAGUCUAUCUCGAACCCAAGGAAUUCGAUCGACUGAGCAGGAGUCAGAGAUGACUUGGGGCCGUUGAUAACGAAACCCAGUGAGUCGAGGAGGUGUACAGCGUAGUCUGUAUGUCUCUUUAGGGUCCUUGCAUCCUCGUCGAAUAUCAAGAUGUCGUCGAGGUAGACGAUGCAUCUUAUGCCGUGGGCCCUUAGUCUCGCCAUUACCGGCUUCAUCAUUUUGGUGAAACACCAUGGGGCCGAACUGAGGCCGAACGGGAGACAGGUGAAUUGCCAAGGUGUCCCGUGCCAGUAGAAGCGGAGGUAUGAGCGGCUCCUUUCGUGCACCGGUAUGGUAAGGUAUGCGUCCUUUAGGUCUAGACGCGUGAACCAAUCGUUGUCUCGCAGUAGGUCCCGGAGAAGAUGGAUACCCUCCAUUUUGAAGUGGCGGUACACCACAAAGGAAUUGAGCUCCUUGAGGUUGAUGACGGGACGGAAUUCCCCAGUUUUCUUCCUGACUAGGAAGAUAUUGCUGUAGAACCCGGUUGAGUCCGGAGCUGGUUGGAUGGCACCCUUGGCGUGUAAGUCCUGAAGUUCCAUGUCUAUCAAAGAAGCGUCUGCCCGUGAAAACUGAAUCGGGCGAGGUGGUGCCUGUUGGAGUGGCCUCGUCUCGAAUUCUAUUUGAUAGCCCCGCACCGUCCGAAGUAUCCAUGUGUCGGAGGAGAGGUCUGCCCAAUUCUGGAAAAAAAGAGAAACACGACCUGCGAUAUGGCAAGGGGUUAGAGGCAGUAUAGAAUGGUAACUUACCGUUGGAGAAUCUCGCUCGGGAGCGUCCUCGGCCGCCACGGCCACGUUCCGAUCCCCUGAACUGAUGGAAUCGAUGGCGUGCAGAUGGAUCUGUGUAGAAUGGUUGCGACCUAGUUGUGCGGGGGCCGGAUGGCCAGAAGCGGCUGGUGGCACGGCCCCUCUGCCGACCAGCCCUCCCAAAAACACCACGGGUGUUGUGGCCGCGGAACACUUUCCGCAUUGAUGUUUGUGCCUUAUUGAGGGAAGUGAAUAUGUUGACUCUCUUAUUAAGCUCAGUAAGGAAGGCCUCGCCAAACAGUUUGCCCUGUGCCAAAGGGCCUAAUUCUUUAUCCCCCAGUUCGACAAGCUUGUCAUCGAUUCUGAAAAGUGCUGCUCGGCGCCUCUCCGAAGAGAGGGCCACAUUAGUGUUCCCGAGGAAACAGAAGCACCUUUGUGCCCACUCUCGGGUAUCUCGUGCCCACUCACGCACCAUAUCUGGGGAGAAGUCAUCAGCCCUUUCAUAGGCAUCAUCUGCCAUAUCCAUGAUCCUCGCCAAAGGCCCGAUGGCAUCUAAUAGUUUGUCCUGAGCUCCCUUGAAACCACGUUCCACACCCUUGCGUGGGUCCCGACCCCCGCGGGACAUGAAUGUGGUCAUAAGCGGGUCGAAUUCGGGGGUGUGUGCUACCUUAUCUGGUAGGCUCGGGCGAGGACAUUCAGAUCUCAUACGCUUUCUCACUUCUUUGUCCAGAGACUUCCGGAGCCAGAAGUGCAUGAAUCUGGUCAAGUGUUCGGGUGGUGUCCAUUCUUCCGAACGGGGAUGGCGAAUGUUCCUAGGAUCGAACAUUCGGAGGCCAGAAUUGUCCAAAAAUAUUUCUGAACCCUCUUGUGGGAUGUCUAGGGAUGUGGUCCCGGAGUCCUGGGGCUCACCCAGGGUCUGUUCCCCUAUAAAGUAAGGGUCCGAUUUGGCAGCGGAGUAGUCGGAUUCCUCUUGGUCGGAGGCUGCCGCCUGCCAUUCGUCAACCACGGCUAACGCGUGUGAGGGACCUGCGUCCUCUUCCCCAGAGGAAACCUGAGCGGGUUUUUGUGAUGAUUUGCUUGUGUCUCGUCUGCGUUUAGCAGGGGCCUUUCCUUUGGAUUUACGUGGUCCCAUAGCCUCGCCUUUCCAAUGGCGCUUAGGGGGGUGGGAGCGUUCCCUGGAGGAAUCGGAGUCUUCCGAAUCCGCCCCAUAAUGAGCCCGUUUGGGAAUGGGCUUAGAUGCGUCUUGUUCCAAUUGGAACGACUUAGCCAAAGCUUUUUCCAUGGAUGCAGCAACCGCUGCUGCAAUCAUGGCCUGGAGAUCUGAGGGAUUUUGGGAUUCUUCCAUGUUGUUAAUCACACUCGGGGCUCACCCGGUGAAUAUGCGUGAGGGCACUUGUGGUACUUGUGGCACAAAAUGGGGAGGCCUGGGGACCAGGGGGUGGUGUAGAAUAGGUAGUGGUUAACCUGAAAGCGCUAUGCGACUGGUAGGUCAAGCGAGGGCUGUCGCUGGGGCUCACCCAGGAAUUUGGAAUCCUGCAUAAACAGGUCCUUUCAGCAGCACAUGAAAGGGGGCUCACCCCUGCCAGAAUAAGGGUAUUCCCACUGGCUGAAACCGACCCCAAGUGCAAAGCACUAACCUGAUACUGGUCCCACAGUGAGCUGAUAAGGCUGCAGAGUUCAAAGAGUAUUCCAGAGUAUUUGUGCAGUAAUAAUAGGCUGGAGUAGUAAGCAGGAUAGUAGUAGCCGUUUAAAAUGGCCGCCGGACUGAAAGCAGAAGGAAAUGGGAGGUUUUAGUACCUCCCCUAGAUGUUUUGAGCGGCAAAAAAUUACCCGAACGGCGGGCGUUCGCGCUUACGAAUCAGCCGAACGGAAGCGUUCGGCUAAUACGCACGAAUGCAAGCGCCUAAUAAGAGACGUUCGCGGGAAUUUGCCGAACGCUAGGCGUUCGCAAAGGGAACAAGUCUAUGCGAACAGAAGUGCCGUUCGCGAAAAAACGUGCGAAUGACGAUAAGGCGGGAAAGAAACCCGCGAAUUUAACUGACACUAGGAAGUAUAGGUGAAAACGGCGAAAAUGCCGUUAAGACUCCCUGAAAGGGGGUAAGCCAAAUAAAAGCAGUGGAAAAGGUCCCAGAGCUAGAGGGGUGGGGGGAAGCCCCCAAAGGUAACAAUACAGAAGCACUAAAAUAACAUAAUGAAUAAAUGUAAUAGAAAUAGAAAAAUUAGACAGUAGUUCUUAAAUAUAGAUGACAAAUAGUGUAAGGACAGAGAGGAAAACCAAGUCUGUACUUAUCUUGUGAUGGAGCAGCAAAGAAAGAGGAAAUUAUGUCAUACGUUACACCUCUUAUACUCUAUACUGCAUUGUGAUUGGUUCUCAGUUAUGUCACUCUUUUCUUUGCUGCUAUGGAGUUAGUAAAGAAAGAUUAUGCAAAAUACGAAGCCUCCUGUCAUGUGAUAAAAUUCCCACUGCAUUCGGCAUUGUUGGAGCUUGGACGGCGAGAGCUCCUGCCAGGAUCUAUAGCAAAGCAUAAAGGGCUUUCGGUUUAGUAGGCGAAGACCAACAUCUCUCUAUAAGUAUCCAGGGGGUAACAUAACUGGGAUGUGGUGUAGGGUGUAGUGACGCAGCGUGGGUAUUUAAAAUGCUUUUUAAAUGCAAGUAAGAGAAAACUGCAUGGUUUGGUAUCCGCCAUUACGUCUAUAGCACUGGGAAUGGUUUAACUGCACGAUCUCCUAUGAGUUGGAAAAUUCGUGUCACCCCUGCUGUAAGCCAGUACUUGAGAGGUAUAUCGCCCUUAAAGCUUAUAGGGGGGAUUUGGCGUGGAAUAUGGUUUUGCAAUCCAUGGCCAAGAGAAAAUCAUCCCAGAGCGUCAAAGUUAUCUGAGUAGUUGGGAACAAAUCGGGUCUUUGCUUCCUAAGAUGUUUUGGUGACCACAUAUAGUCUAUAAGUGGCUGUAAAUUGCACCUUCUCCAUAUCCACCCAUUGAAUCACAUCGGUCAGUGUGUGCAUAGUAAUGCCGGCUGAUAAUAUUGCGGCUUUAUAAUACAACCAAAUAAUCAGCAGUCUCACACCCCCAAGCCGCAUUGCCUCCUGUAAGAGGGAUGUGGACACCCGGGGUCUUUUCCCUUCCCAGAUAAAAGCACUACACAGCUUUUGCAAGAAUUUACAAUAUUGUAAUGUGAGUCCAAUGGGUAACAUCCUAAAGAUAUACAGAAUGUGGGGAAGGAUCAUCAUCUUACAGUCGUUAACCCUUCCAAGCCAAGAGAGUGUUAGAUGUCUCCAUUUAUUAGUUUCAUUUUUGCAUAAUGCUAGUAGAGGGAUAUAGUUUUUUUAAGGUAAGUUGAUCUCCAAUCCAAGGAAUAAUUAGAGCAUAGGAAGUUAGUCAGGUCCAGGGGUAGAUUAAUGGGAAGGGCUUGGGUUUUGUCCUGAUUCAAACAGUAGUGGGAGAUGUUCCCAAACUGUUGCAGGAGAUCUAGUAAAGGUGGAAGAGAACCCUGAGGAUCAUUAAUAACUUGUCAGUGAAUAGUGCUAAACUGUAUUCCUUACCAUGUAUGGGGAUGCCUUUGAUGAGAGGAUGGGUGUGGAUUUUACAUACCAAGGGCUCAAUGGACAAUAUGUAUAAGAUGGGUGACAGAGGGCAAUCCUGGCGCUUGCCAUUUGUGAUAGAGAAGGGUGUUGAUAGGAACCCUCCAUGAGAGACUUUAGCUGCUGGAGCGCUGUAUAAGGCCAUAGUGCCUCGGAUUGCAUAAUGUAUUUUCUACAUUUUCGCUAGUCUAUUUUAGCAUCUGUUAAAUUUCAUGGAAUACAUAAGUAUUAAUGUCUCCAGUAUUUCAGGAUUCCAGGAUUCGCAUAUUAUUUUAAUGAUACCACAUGUUUGGAUUGAACUUAUUAAACAGAUAAAGCAAAAAAUAUGAAACAGAUCAAAAUACAAAGUCAGUGAUUUUUUAGAAUAAUAAUUUUAAGUAUUAAGGAUAUCAUGUAUUUUGCUUCAUAUUCAUUGUCAAAUGCAAAAUAAUAUCGGGUAAUACUGAAACUUCUCUUUCCCAGCAGAUUGCUCAGCACCAGACUCCACGCCCCUAUUGAAUGCAAGUUUAAAACAGCAAAACAUUUCAUGAUCAGUUUACAAUUUUCCAUGGAAAAAUGUUGGAUAAAAUGAAACCAUGAUCUAAUAACAAUUCAAUUUCUUAUAUGUCGCAUUUCUCCCAGUAGAUACUCAAAACUCUUUUCCAAGACAAUAUCGAAUUCAACCAGAUAUCAACUGACUAUUAGACAUCAUACUCUAAACACAGAUGAGCAGUCUUGGCUCAUCAUCUGCUGAUCUACUAUUCCAAUAAUCCCAAUGCUCAAGGGAGAUCGGUGUCAGAGGAACCUUGUGGAAAAAUUAUUGUAUUUAUUUGCAGAAACGUUCCUUGUUGAGUAAAACUUACUGACUACAGAAGUAUUGGGAAAUAAUAAAAUAAAGACAUAUAAGGAAGGCUAACUAGAAUAUGUGAGAUAAGUAAAAUAAAGAUCUUUUGGAAAGGGUACGGGACAAAUAACUGAACACACACACAGGUUUAGACACAAGUUUGAGAAAGAAAAACUUAUGAGGUUUGUUCACUAACUACUAAACUGUAGAAUUUUAGAAUUUAGAAUUUAUUAGAAUUUACACUAACAUAGCAAAGAUGUGAAUAUAGAUGAUUUGGAGAAUUUUGUCAGAUCAGCUAUUUCACCCUCAUUUUGGGAAACAAAAUGUGCUUUAUUUUAAAUCUUUUGUUGUGAGAAUAUUUUAACAAUCUCAGGGGAAAAAAAUGCCAGACAGGAAAAGUAAAGAAACGUAACAAAAAAAAAAUAUUUGUUAUUAAAUAAUAAUUAAUUGUUUGAGGGGCUAGUCACCCUGGUCUAGGAGAACUGUAGAAAUCAGAAUGUAUGUGUUAUGGGACAAAGCGACAUGAAGUGGAUAUUCAACUUUGGGACUUUACAACCCAGGGUUUGAAUAUAGACUUCGAAUUGCGCCAUUUCAUUUAAAUUCUUGUUUUAAUAAUUUAAUAUAUUAAUACUGUUUUUUAAUUCAAUUUAAAUCCUAUUCUUCCUUCAUAUUUAACCAUGAAUAUUCUUUUAGCUUUUUAACAUCUGUUUUACAGUACUUUACAUGCUUUAACAUAUAUAGUACCAAUUAUUUUUCUAAUUAUAUUAUGUGUAAAUACAUGAAUAUGUUUUUCAUUUUAAAUGUUCUUAUUAAUAUAUGUUUUUAUUGGUAAAUUUUCAUAAUAGAUAUAUAUUAUGUUGAAUGUAUCCUAUAUAUGAUAUACUCAGGUUUCUAGUAAUUUAUUUUUACCUUUCAUUAAUUUAUACUUGUUCCCUCCCUUCUUCUUUUUUCCCCCCAUACUAUAUUCAUUCUGCCCUUCCUCUUUCCCUAUCUUAAUAUGGCGCCCACACUAGUUCCUGAGCCUUACUGUGGUGGGAGGGGAGAUAUUGUAUCUACUUUGCGUUUCCGGGAGGUGGGGCAAUGCACCACAUGUGUGGUAACAUCAUUCUGACCUUGCUCCUACACCAUGGUGGCCUGACCCCUCCUCCCCUACGUAAGAAGGCAUCCGCACGCCGAGUAGGGGAGCAGGGGAGUAUCCGCCGCUGGGUGUGUGGGUACGGAUGGCGAUCACGGCCAUUCGCAACAUUAUUUGUGACAACCACGGAAGGCGGAGGGCAUUCUUCCGCCAACCAACACAGACCAUCAAUUCAAUUUUGCUUUAAAAAGGGUGCCAAUUUUGGGAAUUAUUCACAAUAGAUCACCACAGCUGAAUGUAAUAGAUGAUAGGUCAGAGUGACUGGAAGCCACUAUGAUUGGACAAGUGUCUGCACGUGUAACUCGAGGAGAGAAUCUAAUAGAGACUUAAAUAUGGAAGAUUCAAAGGACCAUAACUACAGCUGACUGAAGAAACUCUACAAGAGUGAAAGGCGUUUUGGCUAUAUUCAGGACUUUUACUAUUUUAUUUUAUACUGUAUUACUUAUGUUUACACUAUAUGCUUUACAUUUAAUUCUACAAUAAAUUUGUAUUAAUAUUUUAAAGUCUAUUGUAACCUCCCGAAUCUUCAUUGGGAUUAGUGCUGUCCCCAACAAUUUGGCACAACACUAUCCUACCUCAGAACCAGGACUUUAAGGCUCUGACAAAGGUGAGCAAUGUGGCAGAUCGCCAGUAUAUCGCCACCACGGAUUCCCUUUCCCAAAAUAACAUAGCGUUAACAUUCACCAAGAUAAAUAUCACUGGUAUCGCCUUUUCCCCCACACAUUAGUCAAGACCGAAUGCUGGGAGUAGAUCUGUUUAAUGCAGGCAAGCACUCACAAUUUAUACAUACAGUAAACUCCUCCCCUGUGCCUGAGAGAUAAUUGAGUCAGGAAACGUUCAACUCAAUUAACUCCCAGGUACAGAAAAAUAUAACAAUUUUUAAACACCCCAAAAGUACCACCAAAAUCCAUGGAAACCCCUUGGGAGUCACAUCCCUGGAUAGCCCUGAUCUGAGUGCUUAACAUUUCCAAAAAGCACUCAGAUCGGUUCAGUGGUUUGGAAUUUCUAUCGAGGUACGGUUUAGACCGGCCACUAGGUAGAAGCCCAAAAAUGUUCCAGAGAAAUUGUGGCCAUGGCCAGUCUCAGUUUGAGGGUUUUUGUACGAAAACCAUACACAAUAUGCGAAUGCUUUUAAGUGUCGAAUGCUCCCCCCCAUUCGGCAGUUUAUAUCUUCCGAACCCCGUUCAUAUAGGUGGUCAGGAACUUGAACGGGCAACAGUUCCAUAUUUACUGCUGUUCGCAGGAGUGCCUAGCUGAAAUAAGUUCCAGUCACUCGACGACCAGGUACCACUGCCUGCAUUCACAAGACAACCCAGGGAAGCCUUUUAGUAAUGGUUUCCAUUGUGGUUUCACACUGGAUACUUUGUAUUCCAUGUUCUAAUUAGGUGUUGGGGUGGUCUUCGUUCAGGAACUGAACCGGUGGCAUUUCGUGGGGCAUUCCUUCACAAGCACUAUACCUAUUCAAUUUUUAAACAGUUUUUUAUUGACUGUCUACACAUUGGUUGCCUUUCUUCCUUUUAUUUUCUCAGAGUGAACUUUAACCCCAAUAAGGACCAAACUUCUGGAAUAAAAGGGGAUCUUGACAUGUCACACAUGUCAUGUGUCCUUAAGGGGUUAAAGUGGACAAGAGGUGUGAUUUUCCCCAUAAAGCAUAAAAGCCAAGUUACGGAUAUAUAUAUAUAUAUAUAUAUAUAUAUAUAUAUAUAUAUAUAUACACACUUUUUAAAGUGAGUGAUCCUAUUUUUCAAGAAUUUACUAUGUUCAAUUUGAAAUACCAUCUGCACUAUAUUGUGUUUAUUUUUACUUUAAUAUGUACCACAAGUCUAAGAUUUUAACAAGAUAACGUGGGGUAAUUUCCCCUAUACACAGAUAUACUUUAUAUUAAGUGCUCCACUUAAGGUGUAGGUUUUACAUCACUUUACAGAUUUUGUAUUUUGGGUGUGGACAAGAAAAGAUGGUAUUCAUAUAAGUGUAUAGAGCUGCUGUUUAAUAUAUUCACUUCAGCUCUUUUUGUAUACACUCCCCUCCCAAAAGGAGGUGUACUUUGUUUGAAUUAAACAGAACAGGUGGGUUUCUCCAAAUGGUUGUGAAUUGAAAUUCAAAUCUAGGUAAAAAUAACUGAUGUGGAAAAAUUGUUGCUAAACUUUUGCCAUUUGAAUUGCCUGUGGGCUUCAAUCCACUACUUUAAAAAGCACUACUUGUCUCUACUGAGUUAAAAGUGUGUAGGAAUGCUUUUUAAAUGCAUGUUUUUAUUAUAUAACUUCCAACUUUUAAAGAAGAGAAAAAAAUGCAUUAAAUUUAUUUUUCUUCUACAAUUAUAACUCAUACAGAAUUUGUUUUUGCAUUGUACUCUGUAAAAUAUUGCUAUAAAUGUUAGAUUAAAAUACUACGGACAGAGCUCUCUAAUUAUAUCUCCCUCUUUUUGAAACUCUCUAGUGUUUUUACAUAUUUCGAAUGUUGCCAAUCUUGCUCCCUUCUCUCACCCUGCUACCCAUUUACAGAAUAUAGAAUCAGCUUUAUUUCCUGUUAAACUUCCCUGUUUCCAUCUAUUUAGCAGAAAGAGAAAGGAAACAACAGGAGAAACUACAAUAUUAAUAUAAAUACCUAAAAAAAAUUAAUUGCCUGGGGACUGAGCGAGCGUAUUACCUCAGCCAUGGGGGGGCUGGAGAUUAGUGACCUCAUAGAAUUCUGUGGACUCACUGACUCAAGAACAUCCACCCAUAGCAGCAGCUUAUAAAACAGGUUGCUAUGGCUUAUUCUGAGCAUUCCAGAGCAAGCGCUACAACUACAGAGCGGUGAGUGAGAAUGGCUUGUGAGACACAGUUAAAGAAAGUUUUGUUGGUGCCAACUUCGAUGCUGGUGCACUAGGUUUUAACUCCUUCAGGACAAGAGGUUAAGCAAAUCCUAUGAUAUUAUGACAGUUCUGGCAUGGCGUCUGUCAGGAACAGAUUUUAGGGAACUUUAUAAGAAGGGCUGCUUAUCUAAGUCUAUAGUGUAUGUGACAUAUUCACUGAAGUUGUGGUGACAUGGUAAAUGCCUUAAUUUGGCACUGUGAGAAUUAUUUGAUAAGAUGAAAAUAGAUCGAUUAACUAAUGGGUGUAUAUAUCAUUUACUCAGCAGGAUUUUUUCCUAUGAUGUGCAUGCUUUUAGGAAGGAUAUGUCAUUGUAUAUAUAAUUUCAUUAUUAAUACUAUCGUCAGUCACAUAUGCUUACGUAAUGUUUUUAUCACUAUAUAUAUAAAUUAGUUAACAGGAUUUCCUGCAAAAUGUGUUUUUUUGGGAUGGAUUAAUCAUUCUAAAUUAUUUGUUCCGUUGACUUUCUUCUGCUAUAUGUAUGUCUGUUGAAUGCAUUAAUCAAUGUGUGUUUGUAUGUAUAUAUAUAGUUCUGUAAGGCUUUUAUCGGCAAUAUUUGUUAAUGGAAUGGUUUAAUUGGUGAUUAUACCAUGUUUUCAUUAAGAUUCCCCUAUGCUACAUGUACUUAUAAAAUGGAUUAACUGUAUAUACAUGCAACUUAUUUAGUUGUUAUUUAAAAUAGUAUAUACUUAUAGGAUGAACUAACAUUACUGUACCAAGUUUAGUAAUAUUUAAAUAAGACUUUACUCUGAUAUAUAUGCUCUUAAAGAAUGGUAUAGUUGGUGUAUUUAUUAUAUACUAUAUUCAAUAGGUUUAUCCUAUACUAUAGGUAUUAUACAGAGUAGUUAUAGAGAGCAAUUCGGGUACAACUGAGUAAUUUGCCGGAGCAUUUCCAUAGUGACUGGGAAACAUUUAGUAUUUUGCCGCAUAAUUUCUAUUUAUAUAUAUAUUCCCCUAUAUGGUUAUAGUAAUAUGUAUUUGUUUAGCAGGACUUUCCUGUGCUAUGUGUCAAUAGGAAUAUAUUUUUAGGAAUUUAGUUAAAGAUAGAAUUGAUGCUAGGUGACUUGCCGCUCAAAUGUCAGUGCCCACAGUUGGCAUAUGCUGGUCAAACCAAGAGAGACGAAGGAAGAGAUAGAGAUCAAGAGCAGAAAAUUGAUGAGAAAAUCAGUGGCUUCAAGCAAGGUCGAGAACUAGGGGCUUGAAAAGGACACCUGGCAUGAUGCCAGUCCAGUUAGGCACAAGAAAUAACAAGAUCAGUCUUCCGGAGCCUAGGCAAAUGGGAGAAGGGCCAAUCUGGAGCAGUAGGAGUAAAGGACAAGACAUGAGGCAAAAUGAUAAACUAAGCGAUUGGGGUUAGAAACAGGACAUGACUACAUCUGACUUCUCUGACAAUGAGCAGAGGGCAAGGCGAAUCGAAUGAAUGUGAUAGCAAGGAGCACCUGUAUCCUGGGCUACACAGUGCUGUUGGUCACACUGCUAGCUACAAAAUACUGCAGUGAGUCACUGAGAGGGGAUGGGGUUGCUAGUUCCACAAUAUUUUCCUGGAUAGCCAUAAUUACUUUAUGUUCAAGGAAGCACAUAAAAAGUAUUGCCCCCCUGGGUGAGGUAUUAGAGGGAGUGGAUUGGCAGGAUAUCUGGGAGACGGCGGCCGCCUCCUCCAUCUGUGUUUCCUUCCAGGAACAAUCUUUCAAGACCCUCUUUAGAUGGUACACCACCCCAGUACAACUCCAUCGCAUGCGAAAGACACCCACUGAUCUUUGCUGGAGGAACUGUGGUCUGCGGGGCACAUACAUCCACAUGUGGUGGGGGUGCCCCGUCGUCCGCAGGUACUGGGAGGACGUUAGAGACAUACUGGGACAGGUAUUCCAGAGGGCACCCGCCCUUGACCCGUGGACAUACCUCCUGGGCAGACCUAUUGACGAAUGGCCCAAAUAUGACCUAAAACUAUUCAACAAAAUCACAUUGGCGGCCAGACGAGCCCUCGCACAACGCUGGUUAAAAAUGCAGCCCCCCACCAGGGCAGCGAUCCUGGGGAGAAUAAAAGAUAGUUGCCUAAUGGACGACCUCACAGCAAGGGUGCGCAGUACCCAAAAGGCUUUCGAAAGGACGUGGGGACGCUGGAAGGACUGCCCCCUGGCGGAGUAACCGUCCUUGCGCUUGGCGGGGCCGCGGCCCGGGGGGUCCGAGAGGUGGAAGAUGCUAGUCUGCUUGGUGCCCUCCCCCCUUCCCGCCGCCCUCUCCCCGCCUCCUUCUUCCCCCCCCCCCGUCCCCUUGGGCUCCCCCCGCCUGCCCGGGCGCCUGGUCCACCCACCCCCCCACCCUCCUUUCUAUCUUCACUCUACCUUUCUCUUAUCUUCUUACCCGGGUCCUCGCCUUAGACGAGGGCCCGCUUGAUACAAUAUACACAUUAAGCACACGCAGGCAAUGAUAGCACACUGAAGCGAACUAUCAGCGCAAACACGCACGAAUUCACACGCCAGGCAGGUAGGCGCCAGGGAGUGGAGGGGGGCCCAGUCAGGCCAAAAUGUAUUUCAGUUCUAUCUAGUACAAAGCAGGAGUUGAACGCGGGCUCCACAAUACAGGGGACAAUUUGCAGCUGGAACAAGUCAGAAGGGCCGUCACCUGUAUUUAACAUAGUUGGAGACUCCACAGCAUCAUUAAGAGAUAUCUCAUCGCCCAACGGUACCCCGAAACCCUCCAAUAGCGCUAGGAUAGGCACCACCGAAUGCCUACAGAAACCCACCUUCACGCUCUGGCCACCUGUAACUGACUCAAUAUACAAUAAAAAAUUGACAGCACAAAAGUGAUGUCCAAGCCCCCUAAUAAAGAGUCCUGUGCUACAGGCACUUAUUGUAACAUAAGAUGUCUACCACGCUUAUCAACUGUAUGCCUAUGCUGUAAUAUGUUAUGUUAUACUUGACCACGGUUUAUGCUUAAACCGGAACAUCUUGCCUUGUUCUAUAAUACUUUGUCAAAUAAAAUAAAGAAUUAAAAAAAAAAAAAAAGUAUUGCCCUGACACAUUUGGAUGUCUAUGCCUUCUCUGAUUGUUUAAAGAAACACCUUAGUGUUAGGAAUACUGUAUUUCUAUUAUUAAAGAGUCUCUCUGCCUUUAAUAAAGUAUAUAUUCUUGGGAAUUCCAACUGAAUUUCAAAUUGCAGUUUAAAUAGCGGAACUAAAAACAUAUCCCACUUGGAUUUGUUCCCAAUUCUAAAAAUGUGAAAUUUGCUUUGAAUUUCCAAGAAUUCACACUUGAAUAAUCAUGUAAAGAUUGGGAUUUGAGACAACAGGUUCCAGGGGAAAGGGAAGUUGAGAGCAAGAGAGAUUUACUUAAGCAAAUAUUAUAUGGGUUGUAAGGUUGCUUAGGAGAUAAAUUAACAAAUUAUUUUAUUUGUAAUUUAUUUUUUCACCCUUUAUAAAAAACAUUACGGGAAUUCAAAGUUUUGGAAACUGUACAUCAACCCUUCAGUUGGAAUAUUUCACAUAGGGUCUGAAAUAUUAUAAAAGCAAAAAAUGUAAAUAAUAAUAAUUGUAGAUUAUGCUAGAUUUAGUGUACCUAUAAUCUUACUUUUUAUGAAUGACAGGAGGCUUCAUAUUUGCUUAAGUUUCUCUUUACUAGAACUCCACAGCAGCACAGAAAAUCAACCAAUCAGAAAAAAGUUAGGUUCUAUAAAACUCCCCUCCCCAUGCAUCAUUUCCUCUUUCGAGCUGCAACAAAAACAGAACAAAAGGCAGAAAAUAUAAUGGAGACAAAACGAAGUCCUAGAUACAAUGAAUACAACAACGUCCAUCAUCCGAGGCAAUCUGUCAAACCAGAAAGCGUUGAUGGAUUGUAAGCUGAAACGAGAAAAAAAAAAUAGAAUCGAACAGGUUGGUUAGCCAAUGAAAUGUACGCUGAACAAAACUGUAGGCACCCAGUGAGACAACCAGAAAUACCAUAAUAUGCAUAGAUCCUAACCCUUACUAUGAAAAACGGACAUAAGAAUAAGUGAGAGGUAGCAGAGACAACAAGCAGAGUUGCAUACCUACCUGAUGAACCCAAACUAUAAGUUAAACAAGGGCGGGAUUAAGAAUCGGAGGGAAAUAUUCGCCUCCUGUCAUUAAUAAAAUUAGGAUUAUAGGUACACUAAAGCUAGCAUAAUCUACAAUUUUAUAACAUGACAGGAGGCUUCAUAUUUGCUGUUUUAACGCUCAAGCAACAAAUCCAACGAUGUUUGUUUCGCUGAUACCACUUCCGGGAGAAACUAGAGCAGAAACCCAAAUAGGCCCUGAAUAGUAAGAAGUAACAGCGGAUGGCUCAAUGAAGAUGCCAGCUGUCAAUGUACCACCAGUCAUUGAAAACACACAGUUCACUGCUAGACCGUUUGUGCGGAUGUGACUCGCAAGGUUAACUGUAUAACUGCGUCGUAAGUUCUGAAGAUCCUUUGCGAGCCUGGAAUGCGAGGAAAUACUGUCACUAGGUCUCAACCCUCUAUGCGGAAGAUUGCUCCUCCGAUCGUGUCAGAAUCACCCGGUGGUAUGGUCUUGACGGCAAACUCCAACCUCCAGCAAGGUGUCUGAGUCCAUCACCAACUUGUCACAAAAUCGAAAGUGUCUAUUCGUUCCCUCCUGAUCUACCAGGCGAGUGGUCUUAUCCAGGAAAGAACUAACUACGCUGGUCCGAGUGCGGGCCAAAUCAGUCUACUACUAAGUGUUUUCCGUACUCCAAUUGGACUGCGGAAACUGCGACUGUGGUAGGCCAAGUACUCCAAAGUGACGUCCUAUCCGGGUUCCAAACUGAAUUUGUGUAGCGAAACGGUGCUAGAUCUGAACCCGACACCGUUCCUGGUUAAUACUCCAAUGGGAGGGUGCGUCCCGACUACGUAACAUCCGAGUGGGAUUCGACCUCAAGCAGGGUUCCCCCAUAGAGUCCAAACCGUCCUCCUUGUCCGUAUCUGAAUAGGUGAUAAAGCGAAAAUCAAAACCAGCAGGGCACCCGUGGUGGGCCUAGUGUAUAGGAGGAGGGACCUCCAUAUAUAGUGUUCUCCAGAUCCGUUCUCAGGAGGAGUCGGGACAAAUCUGUCACUUAUCCCCGGAUAGCUAACCGCCAGGGAAGCCAAAAUUGACCGGGAACUCCGGUUUUCCGACCAAGGCAUACGGUGUCUCUGCAGACCGGGAAUGCGGGACUUAUCCAUUCCCAUUGUCAAAGUAAGGCAGUGCAUGUAUGCUCUAUGAAGGCCUCAAAUCACAUGUCACCCUGAAUAGUGGAAAGAACUGUCUGGUCAGUGUCAAAACAGUGUGAAAAACAUAACCAGGUUGCACUUGCUUGUUCGAUACAAUGCCGGUUAUACCAAAACCUACACACCUGUAAUAACUGGGGUUCCCCCCAUCAGCCGUACAACCUUCAGGUGUAAAUCCAACAGGGAAUUCUAGGGUACCCACAAAAGCUGGCCACACUCAGGAGCGGUUUCUAGACAGCCAGUUCCUAGCGGCCCUUACCCUGUCCAAUAAGGCAUCAGGGAAACGUGUAAAAAGGGGUGGGGAAUCUCCCCCCGUACUACCUCAGAGAGUAUAUCCCAGGUGGGGAUACAGUGGCAUGGGUCCAGCAGACCAAUUAUAGGGGAUGUAGCAGGGAGAGUUGGUUUAACCAUGUGAAAUCAUGUUCAUACAGGUAGCAUUUCUAUAACGAAAAUGGCAGCACAUGCGUGAGGUCUAAUGGAGGGGUUCUCUCCUCUUACCCAUUCGCUGUUACAUAGCGUCUCCUCGCUCUUCCGUGAGGUAGUCAUAGUCCUUCUAACAAGAGCUGUAGUAUCAGCUGCAAAUCAUGGUGGUUAGCACAGACCUCCGAAUUGAGUUGAUCGUAGGCGGGACGCCCCGAUAUGAAGACACCGGUGUCCUGUACUGGCCUAAACCCAUAAGAUGGGUCGACAGUAGGAUAAUCAACCUUGUUGGGUAGUGACCAGCGAUGGGCCCGCCCUCAAGAGGGGAGCGGAAUCCAGUACUGUUAGAAGGUUGUCGUGCCAGCGGUAAACUAAGGAAGCAGUGUACUUGGCUAUCUUGGCCUGUGCACCUGAGGGGAGCUCAGCAGCGGGUUAAAUGUGCUAGAGAGACGCACUCUCAAGCAUUAUAAAAGGUAUCCCUGCCAGUCCCAGGCUGAUAGUGUGAGAGGGCCGUACCCUCUAAUAAAACUCAGUGAGCAUGCCAGUGUCUGGCUCCGUAUAGGAAAGUGGAUCACACUCCAAACUUGUAAUUUGUCUCAAUAUUCACCACGGGUUGAGGCUAGGGGAGGUGCGUGCCCAUUCGUGGGAGUUUAGUGCCAGGCUCCGUAUAUGAGGGGGGUUCCCUCUAAUCCUGUAAAUUAGCCUUCAAUUCGAGCUGAAGUUAUGAAAGGGCUGCACCCUCCUAUCAUGCAGAACAUAGCCCAUAUCAGUCUCCGACUGAUCCUAAGCAAGGAGCUCGUCCUUAAAACUAGUCAAGUCAGGCUGAGGUCCUGAGGGGGAUGCCCCUUUGACCCUGAAAUCACGCUCUGUAUCAGUCAUCUGAGUGGUGUACUUUCACUGGGAAGCUGAUAGCUGAUAAAGGUCGGAGAACAAUCCACUCUAAGGGCCGUGUCCAAGAGUUUACUACUGGGGACAGGCCGAGAAAUUGUAAUAGCUAGAAAAAAUAUAGAAUCUACAAACGACCACCUGGAUCCCGCGCAAGUGCGCGGGAUACAGGGUGGUCGCCGGUAGCCUGAGGAAACGCUGGAGACGUUCUCCGCGAUCCACGAGAGCCCGGGAAGUCAGAGAAGGCCAAGUCAGGCCUCUUGGCAACCUGAGCGAUAGGAAAAGUCGGAAAACACGAAACAAAGAUAAAAAGCUAGAGUAAAAUUCGGAAAAAGAAAAUACGUACCUCGGAGGCAAGGAAAGUAAACGGACAGGAUGAGCCAAGGAUAGGGAAAAACCAACUGAAAUAGCCAAGAACUGAGAGAGACAUAGAGAGAAAUUACCUAGCUUAUGUAAAUGAAUACCGGAAAUGCGGCUAAAGGACUAUUUGCUAAGAGUCCAGGAAUUACCGUGCACCCCUGUUUGUGUUGAGCACUGGUCCCUGUAUGUGCAUUAGAGUGAAACUCUCCUUGGAGACGUGCCGUCGCUGGACUGGUGCAAACCGUGGCUGCCCGUCUGGGCUCUUUGCAUAAGCCUUGUCCCUCAUGCACGAGGUUUAGGGCCUUCACCGUUUCACUCAUAUUUAGGUGUACAUAGACCGGUGUCACUUCAGAAAGUAUGGUAUCAGUGCUUACCUGGACACCUGUCUCCGUGACAAUAGUGGAAACUGAGAUACCUCAGUAAUAUUCCCCCAGGCCUGCGGCCAAAGGGGGUUCAGGCACAGACUAACGUCAGUCUAUCAAUAUGGCACAGACAGAGCAGGCCAAUCAUAGGGGCACAGACAAACCAGGCCAAUCAUAGGCGCACAGGCAGAGCAGGCAAACACAGCGUUUAGUACGAAUGCUGUAAGGGCCAAUGUGUUCGAGUAGGGACUCCAGAUGUGUUUACGGGUCCCCAGGGUAUAUCGGUGUUAAUUACCCCAAAACGUAAAUGGUCUUCCAGGCAUUGGCACCUAUGGGAGUAACCCCAAACCAGGCGACUGGUAGACACCUAAGUCUUGCAGGCAGCCACAGACAAAAAAAACUCAGCUGUAGGGAAAUCCCCAUGCAGCACAGACUUUAAUGUAUAGGGAAACACCCUUAUAAAUUGGCCUCUAUAGGGCACACUGAGCGGGGUUUAAUGGGGGGCCAGCUAAGCUCCAAAAACCUGAGGUAGGCUGGCAGGGCCCUUGCAGAUUGCCACUAGGGAGGUGACAUAUCUGACAUAUCCAUCCACUAUAUAAAUUUAUACACCUCUUGUGUCACUUUAAUAAAAUUAUAAUUAAGAUGGCAAGGGCUUGGUAACUGAUGGCUUGGAAGCCUUCGCUUUAAAAGGUCAGUUCGCAAAGGUAAUAAUUACAGGGCAUAUAAGCAACUCCUAUCACCUGAAAUUUCAACUUGACGCUAUAAUUAGGAAAGCCUUUGCAGGAACAGAACCUGCAAAGGCAUACUCUAAGGUAAGUACAUAUCCGAAAUAAAUAAAUAAAUAAAUAUGGCAGUAAGGCACAGUAAGUUAUAUGAAGGCACAGGAUGGCUGACAAGGACCUCCCCACCCCCCAUGAGUCCAAAUACAGUCUAACAAAAAUCUAGGUAAGCAUAAGAUGCACAGAAAAAAACCCCCAAUAAACCUCAGUAAAAAACUGUAAUAAGCAAUAAAAUCCCAAAGCCACCAACUAGAAGCAGGAGGCAGUGGUACUCUGACCUGUACUGACUGCGGAGCAGCAAAGAAAGAGGAAAUGAUGCAUGAGGAGGGGAGUUUUAUAGUACCUAACUUUUUUCUGAUUGGUUGUUUUUCUGUGCUGCUGUGGAGUUCUAGUAAAGAGAGACUAAAGCAAAUAUGAAGCCUCCUGUCAUAUUAUAAAAUUUAUAUUUUUAAUACUAAUAAAAUUAUUAUUUUUUCAUAAUGUCCACAAAAUAUUAUUUUUAAUAUUUUGUCCAACAAUUAUCCCUACAAUACAAAUGUUCUUAUAUGUAGUAGGAGGUGACAGGAGUUUUUAUAUGUAAAUUUUCAUAGGUAAAUAAAUAUGGUCAAAUAUAUUUUUAGUAUUUCUAAUGAGCCUAAUGGCAUUAGUAGCAAUAUAGUUUACAAAAAACGGCAACAAAAUAUAAAAAGAAUGUCUGCAUUUGAACAUAAUGUUCACAUACAAUAACUACAGUUAAAACAUACAUGUAUAAACUAGGAUAUUUAAAGUGUACUAGCAGCAAUCUGUCUCAGUCUCUUUAAUGCCAACAAAAUAUGGGAGAUUUCAUUCUUUCCUCCUCCCUAGUAGGAAUGGUAUGAUCUUUGAAAUUUCCUUUACGGUGUGAAAAGAGGAAACGGGGUGUGACAGAUGUACAGUGUAAUAUCAAUAACCAUAAGAUGUAAAGCAUAGCCGUGUGUAAUACACAACUUUAUAAUAUUGGCUGUUAGCAUUACAGCUGCACUGCAUUCAUAGCAUGAGACACAAAUAGCAGCGUCGGAUAUGAUUCUAAUAAAGUUUCCUCAAUGCUGACGGCUGGUCCUUAUCAUUUCCCACACAAGUUGUGUCACAAAUUUCACUACUGAGCUUAUUCACUAAAAGCCUUAUUGUGCUGAAUUAUAAACCAAGUUGUAAAAUUUAGUUUAAAAGAUGCAAACUGUGAUUAUAGUGUCUUGGAGAAAUGUUAAUAAUCAGAUAUUUUGCUCUUAAUAUUUCAAUUCAGUCUACAAUUAAUUACAUUUCUAUUAGUAAGUAAAACCCUGCGUAUACAAUGUUAGUAGAGAAUCCUGCCACUAGCACCACUGCAUAGCUAGCUAUAAAGAUUAAUAGAAGAGUUUGAUAAUAAAGAUAAAUGUUUUAUUGGUAUUUUUAUUUUUUUUAUACAAUAGGACUUUCAUCUUUUCUGUAUUCAGUGUGUGGAUAGACAGCGUAUAUCCCUUUCAUCCUGGAGGUUAAUUCUCUAGUGCAACCUUCAGCACUCCAGAUGUUGUGAACUACAUCUCCCCUGAUGCUUUGCCUGGAAGAUGUAGUCCACAACCUCUAAAAUUCUACCCCUGCUCUGUAUAUUAGUAUAUUAGUCUGUAUAUUAGUUGGUUUUUUUUACUAUGUAUGUUUGGAGUCCAGACCAAAUUCAUUUUAGGUUGAGACCCUCUGCCCUCGGCAUCAGAUGCCCCUUACAAGCUGACUACAGGAAAAUAUAAAUUUGAGGAUGUUUUGGAUAUAUGAUAUGCAUUGUGAGUAUAUACAUCAAAGCACUAUCCCUUUUGUUUAUUUUUUAUUUUUUACAGUUUUUUUUUUAAUUGUGUUUUUAUCACAUACAUUUGCAUUGUAUAUAUUCCCAAUGCUCUUACAACAGAUUAAUUAAAUAUACUUUAGAUUAUUUAGCACUAUUUCAUUUGUCUCCCAUGUUGGAAUUAGUGUAGGACCCACUGAUAUUGGGGUACUGUGGCAUAGUGGUGGGUUUAACACAAUAUGACCAUAUGGUUGAACUGAAUCCUCAUAUUUGUUUGCUGAGAAAGGUGAUUUUAAAUAACCUUGUAAAAUGUAAAACUCUAUUUGUGUGUGUGCUGUUCCUUAAUCUGUAUUUUUAUAAAGUUUGGUCUCUACCGCAGCAGCAUUACAGAGAAAUGCAUGUUCUGGGUGCAUGUUUUUUAACUAUGUAUCUUACUUACAGGGAGUGCAGAAUUAUUAGGCAAAUGAGUAUUUUGACCACAUCAUCCUCUUUAUGCAUGUUGUCUUACUCCAAGCUGUAUAGGCUCGAAAGCCUACUACCAAUUAACCCCUUCAGGACGGGUGACGGACGAGGUCCGUCACACAGGGGAGACCCUUAACGACGGGUGACGGACCUCGUCCGUCACGCGGUAAAAUUAACCCCGGAUCGCCGCUAUCGCGGCGAUCGCGGGGUUAAUGGUGCUCCCGGUAUGCCUCUGCAUUAGAGGCAUACCGGGAGCACCCGGUCAAGCUGCCCAGCACAUGUGCUCGCUCUGACCACAAGUCGGAGCGAGCACAUGUGCUCUAGUAUACUCACCUACCGGCUCCCUGCACUUCCGGGUUCUGUGUGAAGUGCAGGGAGCCGGAUCAGUGCUGAUCCUGCCCCCUGCUGGAAAAAAAAAUAAAGUUUAUUUAAAGUCCCCCCCCCCCUUACCCAUUUUAAUAAAAAAUUAACCCCUUCCCUGCCAAUUGAUCACUGACUACAGUGAUCAAUUGGCAGGGAUUACAUUUUACUAUGAUCUGAUUUUUUUUUUAACCCCUGAGGGUUAAUUCUUUUUUUUUUUAACCCUCAGGGGUUAAAUUAAUUAAAUUAAUUAAUUAAAUUAUUUUUUAAUUAUAUAUUUAGAUAGCUGGGGUGGGUGGAAGUUAGUGGGGAAUUGGGGGAUCUGGCGUUAGGCUAACUAGGGGUUAACGUUAAAAAAAGUUUUAAAAGAAACUUUAAAAAGUUAAAAAUUAAGCUUAAAAAAAUGUUUUAAUAACAUUUAAGUAAAAAAAACAAAAAAAACACACUUUACCUAGUCCAAAUAAAAAUUAACCCCUUCCCUGCCAGUCGAUCACUGCCUACAGCGAUCAAAUAGAGAUCACAGUAUUAUACUGUGAUCUAAUUUUUUUUAACCCCUGAGGAUUAACUUUUAUUUAUUUUUUAACCCUCAGGGGUUCAAUUUAUUUAAUUAAUUAAUUUAAAUAUUUUAUAACUAUAUAUUUUGCUAGCUGGGGUGGGUGGGAGUUAUGGGAAAAUGGGGAAUUUACUGUUAGUGCUGCGUACUGCUAGUUAGGGGUUAACGGUAAAAAAAAAAGCUUAGAAAAAUGUUAAAUCUGUAAAAAAGUUUUAAGAAAGUUUAGGAAAGUUUAAAAAAAAUUUAUAAGCAAAACAAAAGUUUAAAAACUAGUUUUUAAAAGUAAAAAAGUUAUAAAAAGUAAAAAAAUACAUUUUAAAAACGCUCAUUACCACUACACCUGGAGCAAACUAGAGAAAAAAAUUAUCCCACGCCAAGGUUCAAAAUAUGCCUUUUGAAUUACCCCAGGGUGUAUUCUUUAAUAAAUAGUAUGUGUUUGUGGGGAAGUUUCAAUAACCAACCGUCUAAACUACUCCAAAUUGGAACAUGGACACAGCGUAAAACUUCAAAGUUAGAAAAAAACUGAAUGGCUGCGUCUCAAAUGCGCCCCUUCAACAUCCACAUAUACCUGGCAAAGGUACAUACGGGGGUAUUGCUGUACUCAGCCGACAUAGCUGAGCAACAUAUGAAGUAUUAUACAGUCAUAGCACACAUAAGGUUUGCAAAAUAUGCUGCGCAAACUCACUUUGUAUGUCAAAAAGGCAGAAAAAAUGCUUAUUACCACUACACUUGGUACAAGCUAGCGGAAAAAUGAUCCCACGCUAAGGUUCAAAAUAUGCCUUUUGAAAUACCCUGGGAUGUCUUCUUUAAGAAAUGGUAUGGCUUUAUGGGGAAUUUGGAUUAUAUAGCCUGGUAAAAUACUCUAAAAUGGGACAUAGGCACAGCAUAAAAAUUCAAAGUUUGAAAAAAACUGGAAUGGCUGUGUCCCAAAUGUGCCCCUCCGAUGUCCACACAUACCUGGCAAAGGUACAUACGGGGGUAUUGCUGUACUCAGCCGACAUAGCUGAGCAACAUAUGAACUAUUAUACAGUCGUAGCACACAUAAGGUUUGCAAAAUAUACUGUGCAAACUCACUUUGUAUGUCAAAAAGGCAGAAAAAACGCUUAUUACCACUACAUCUGGUACAAGCUAGCGGAAAAAUGAUCCCACGCUAAGGUUCAAACUAUACCUUUUGAAACACCCUGGGGUGUCUACUUUAAGAAAUGGUAGGCCUUUGUGGGGUAGUUUGAAUUUAAAACCUGCGAAGAUGCUUGGAAAUUGCACAUAGGCCCAGCGUCAAAAUUCAAAGUUUGGUAAAAACGGAUAUGGCUUGGUCUCCUAUAUGGCACUGUAGCUUCACGAAAUAGUGCCAAAGACAUUCAUAUGGGGUGUCAUUUUACUCAGAAGACUUAGCUGAGCAUAAUUUGGGGGUUUUGAACUUAGUGGCACAUAUGAAAUAUACAAAACGCCCAGCAAAAAUGCAAUCCGUAUGUAAAAAAUGCACAAAAUUAUUUUUUACCACAUACUUUGGCAUAUAUUGGUGAAAAAUGGGGGCAUGUUAAGGCACAAUAUGCACCUUAUGAGAUACCCUGGAGUGUCUACUUUUACAAAUGGUAGGCCUUUGUGGGGGUUUUUUGAACAGUCAAACUGUUAUAAUACCCCAAAUGGAAGCUAAGGCUCAUUAAAUCCAUCUCUCAAAAUUCUACUGUGAAUACUGUAAAGGACAGGUCUCCUAUAUGGCACUGUAGCUUCACGAAAUAGUGCCAAAGACAUUCAUAUGGGGUAUCAUUUUACUCAGAAGACUUAGCUGAGCAUAAUUUGGGGGGUUUGAACUUAGUGGCACAUAUGAAAUAUACAAAACGCCCAGCAAAAAUGCAAUCCGUAUGUAAAAAAUGCACAAAAUUAUUUUUUACCACAUACUUUGGCAUAUAUUGGUGAAAAAAUGGGGGCAUGUUAAGGCACAAUAUGCACCUUAUAAGAUACCCUGGAGUGUCUACUUUUACAAAUGGUAGGCCUUUGUGGGGUUUUUUUGAACAGCCAAACUGUUAUAAUACCCCAAAAUGGAAGCUAAGGCUCAUUAAAUCCAUCUCUCAAAAUUCUACUGUGAAUACUGAAAAGGACAGGUAUCCUGUAUGGCACUAUAACUUCACGAAAUAGUGCAAAAGACAUACAAUGGGGGUGUCAUUUUACUCAGCAGAUGUAACUGAACACAAAAUAAAACUUUGUACAGGAAUAACACACACCAAUUUUACAAAAUAUACACGAGAAUUUCUCUGUUAUAAGUUUGUGUGCCAAAAACCAAAAAGAACACAAUUUUACUCCAAUAUUUAGCAGAGGUUGGCGGUGAAAUGGCUACGUAGAAAGUGUCAAAACAACCUUAGGUAAAUAGCCCGUGAUGUCUACUUUAUAUAAAUAUAUACUUUUGUGUGGCAAUUUUGUUUUCUUUUAUGGCUAUUAAGCUUACAAGACAAACAUACCAAAUUCUAAAAUCGCUCCACAUUAAAAGUUUAUUUUACUCCUUGUGCUUUGUGACCUGUAACUACCAAAAAAAACUUAAAAUCCCAGACACAUUAUAUAUUCUGUAAAUCAGAACAAAUAAAUAAAUUUAUUUUUAAUUACUUUCCUUAACCUGCACUAAUUAUACACACAUUAUUAUUGCAAAAACUGUAAAAAAAAACAAUAUUUUUCAUUUUUUUUGCAUUUUUCUGUAUUUUUUUUAUAAUAAGUAAGCAUUUAUAUAUAUAUAUAUAUGUUAUAUCAAAUUAAAGCCCUUUCUGUCCUUUAAAAACAGUAUAUAAUAUGUGUCGGUGCAAUAAAUGAGAGAGAUGCAAAUUGCAGUUGAACGCAAACAGCAAGAAAAUGCAAAAAUUGCUUGUGUCAUUAAGCGUAAGUCAAGCUUCUGAAGCUGUGUCCUUAAGGGGUUAAGCAUAUUAGGUGAUGUGCAUCUCUGUAAUGAGAAGGGGUGUGGUCUAAUGACAUCAACACCCUAUAUCAGGUGUGCAUAAUUAUUAGGCAACUUCCUUUCCUUUGGCAAAUAGGGUCAAAAGAAGGACUUGACAGGCUCAGAAAAGUAAAAAAUAGUGAGAUAUCUUGCAGAGGGAUGCAGCACUCUUAAAAUUGCAAAGCUUCUGAAGCGUGAUCAUCGAACAAUCAAGCGUUUCAUUCAAAAUAGUCAACAGGGUCGCAAGAAGCGUGUGGAAAAACCAAGGUGCAAAAUAACUGCCCAUGAACUGAGAAAAGUCAAGCGUGCAGCUGCCACGAUGCCACUUGCCACCAGUUUGGCCAUAUUUCAGAGCUGCAACAUCACUGGAGUGCCCAAAAGCACAAGGUGUGCAAUACUCAGAGACAUGGCCAAGGUAAGAAAGGCUGAAGACGACCACCACUGAACAAGACACACAAGCUGAAACGUCAAGACUGGGCCAAGAAAUAUCUCAAGACUGAUUUUUCUAAGGUUUUAUGGACUGAUGGAAUGAGAGUGAGUCUUGAUGGGCCAGAUGGAUGGGCCCGUGGCUGGAUUGGUAAAGGGCAGAGAGCUCCAGUCCGACUCAGGCGCCAGCAAGGUGGAGGUGGAGUACUGGUUUGGGCUGGUAUCAUCAAAGAUGAGCUUGUGGGGCCUUUCGGGUUGAGGAUGGAGUCAAGCUCAACUCCCAGUCCUACUGCCAGUUCCUGGAAGACACCUUCUUCAAGCAGUGGUACAGGAAGAAGUCUGCAUCCUUCAAGAAAAACAGGAUUUUCAUGCAGGACAAUGCUCCAUCACACGCGUCCAAGUACUCCACAGCGUGGCUGGCAAGAAAGGGUAUAAAAGAAGAAAAUCUAAUGACAUGGCCUCCUUGUUCACCUGAUCUGAACCCCAUUGAGAACCUGUGGUCCAUCAUCAAAUGUAAGAUUUACAAGGAGGGAAAACAGUACACCUCUCUGAACAGUGUCUGGGAGGCUGUGGUUGCUGCUGCACGCAAUGUUGAUGGUGAACAGAUCAAAACACUGACAGAAUCCAUGGAUGGCAGGCUUUUGAGUGUCCUUGCAAAGGUGGCUAUAUUGGUCACUGAUUUGUUUUUGUUUUGUUUUUGAAUGUCAGAAAUGUAUAUUUGUGAAUGUUGAGAUGUUAUAUUGGUUUCACUGGUAAUAAUAAAUAAUUGGGUAUAUAUUUGUUUUUUGUUAAGUUGCCUAAUAAUUAUGCACAGUAAUAGUCACCUGCACACACAGAUAUCCCCCUAACAUAGCUAAAACUAAAAACAAACUAAAAACAACUUCCAAAAAUAUUCAGCUUUGAUAUUAAUGAGUUUUUUGGGUUCAUUGAGAACAUGGUUGUUGUUCAAUAAUAAAAUUAAUCCUCAAAAAUACAACUUGCCUAAUAAUUCUGCACUCCCUGUAGUUUAUAGCAUGGAUUAAAUAUAUAGCCAUUUAUGUAUAUGAUGGAUUUGUUAUGUAUACAACAGAACUUUUCUCUAGUCUGCAUCUUGUUCUAAAGGGUAAAUUUGAUGUAUAUGCAAUGUAUGCAGCAAGGUCAAGAGUGCACCAGAGUGCACCAGAGUACAUCUGACUUAAUUAGUUAAGUCUAAACUUACAUUCAGUAGCAGAGUUCUAAAAAUGGAGCAGUAACAAUAUAAAACGGAUGUUCCUACUUAUUGCUCUACCUUAAAUUGUUAUUCCCAGAAAUUAGCGUUACACGUAAUGCCAUGUUUAUAAAUACAUCUUUGUAUUUCUAAAGUUAGAAUAUCCUUUUAACAAUGAGGUAAAAAUUCUCCCUUCUUUUUAUCUCAUAAUCUCUUGUCCAAAUCAGCUCUUUUUGCGUAUUAGUAAUGGGAAUUGUUUGGAAUUGACAGUGGAUUCACAGAGCCUUUCAAACUGGCAGUUCUGCUACUUUGACCCAAAUGUGACAUGCUUAUUUGAAUUGACUUUGAUUUCCAGACUUCAGUGAAUAACCCAGUUGCUGUUUAGUGAAUCAGUACCUCACAACAUUGAGCAAGUGUGUCUAAUUAUGUUCUUAUUCUGCUGUGAUUUGCAAUACAUGUGCAAUAGCCUCCAAUGGUUCCCUAUGGGGAAGCUGUGUUGGCUGUGAUGAUCAGGUUUUCAGGAAAGAAAUUUAAGUAAAUCGCUUUAAUGUACCCAGGGGGUAUACUUUAAAUAGUUACUUAGAACACUAUAGGAUUCGGAAUACGUUUGUACUCCUAUAGCUAAUGUGCUCCUUUACAUUUAAUCUAUACAUUGUGCUAGGAAAAAUGCUCAAACUUAUAGAUUUUAAUUUAAAAUUUCUUUAAAUUAUUGGUCCCUCACCUGUAAAUCAAUUCUUCAGCAUAGAUUUGCCAAUACCUCAAAGAAGAAUAUUUGAGUGACGGGGAGAGCAGGUGAAUCUGUCAUGCUACUUUGGAUUCUGGUGACUUCACUUGCCAAAAGCCAUUGUCACUUCAUGUGUGAAAGUACAACACAGGGCCUGUGGAGUAUCCUGCAAGAAUACAGAAUCUUCCAUAGAUAGUUUCACAGUUGGGCAAUAAGGUGCCAUAGACAUCUAUUGCUUAUCAUGUGAGAUGAUACCUGUUCCCAUCAUCCUUCGUGAACAACAACUGAUGGGAACAACCUUUUGUCCUACUUUGUCUCAUUUAUAUCUUUACGUUUUGUUGGAAUUUCGAGAUUCUCAGAGUUUUUACUAAAGUAUGAAUUGAAAGUGAAUUUCAAAUUUAACGCCAGAGUAGAAACCUAACAGUAUAGCGGGCCUUCUUUCAGUUCAACUAUUUUUUGUACUUAAAUUUGAAAUUCACUUCGAAGUCGCUUUGAAUUCUCACUUUAGUAAAUAUGCCUCUCGUGUAAAUUUCAAACCUGGCAGAGUUACUUUAAAUCUUUACAGCCUAAAUAAACAAUGUUGAAAAUGGUUUCGCCAGUAAACCUAAAUUGUUUUUAAAUACGGAGAAACUAAAAGAUCAGCAGUUUGAUAUAUUUUCCAGUAGUGAUUUAAAAUGUAAGAACAUAUUGUAAAACUCAAACUCCCACCACACUGGCUAGUAUCCUUACAUCUGAUCUUUGCUAUGGAGACUGGCUGUUGGUUCUCUUAUCUAAGAUGAAAACCAGAGUGUUCCCAGGCAUGUUAGAAUUUUUACCGAUCUGGUCAUUUCCAGUUUGAUAGUUUUAAAGAAAAGGGUCGGGCAACUCUUUUUUGCGUCAUUUUUUUAUACAUUCCUAGAAGUGAUCAUUUUUACACAGAUAAACUAUUAAAACUUCCUGUUCUAAAACUACGCUGACCAAUUAUAAAACGAAUCUUGUGUUCUAAAACUACUGCAUCCGUUUCAGUCAAAAAACCUUGAUCAGUUAACAGAGAGCACUGAGUACUUUUCAGUUCUGCUCUAGUCUUCGUCAGUUGAUUCCACUCAAAUAUGAGCGCGUGACUGGAACCUAAGGCUGCCUGAUCCGCCGUGUUUUUGUAAACGCAUAUCAUUUAUUCAUUGUUGAUUGACAGCGAAUAUAUGAAAAUAACUUUUUUUGUCAAACAAAAAGGUCUUCAUUUGUAAAUCUGCAGAGACUAGGUCUUUGCACCAUAACCUCUUCAUUAAAUGAGCACUCCACACACAUAGGAUACUUUAGCUUGCUGAAGUGUUCUGUGUGUAUGUAUAGUGAACUUUCCACUCUUAAUUUGAAUUGUGAUAAUGUGAUUUAUGACACUGUGUCCUGAUUGGACAUUUCCCUUUGUACUGUUUCCCAGAAAACUAGUAAAAGCUGAUUUGCUAAAAAAAAAGAAAAGAAAAGAAAUUGGCACUUUUAUAAGUUAACCUUGUGACCCACUCUGGCUGUCAGUCAGACAACCUGCUCCUUCCUGGUUCUCAAGGGGCCCGAUUUUUCAGAGCGCCUGCCUUUCAAAGACUUCUCAUUGAGCUGCAUUAGGAAGUCAGUGAUUGGACAGUCACAGAAAAAAAAAAAAAAACAUACUUAAAUGUGUGCAUGGUUCAUUGUGGGGAAUAUUUAUUUAAUUUAUUUAUUGGGGGGGCAGCAAAGUGGAAGCUGAAGUGUAUGUGGUGCUAACCAUUUUAUCUAUGUGGAAUUCUGCAGCAUUUAAAUGCUGCAUACUGCAUGACAUCCAUUUUUAUAUGCUUCAAAUCAAUAUGUAUACAUGAUAUGUCUCCAGCAAAAGAAGACAUGUUGGAUCUACACCACUAGACUGUCAUACAAGUAGAAAGUCAAGUCUUCUGUUUUUACCAUGCUGAGGUAAAUAGUUCAAUGCAUUUUAGCCUCCAUCUAUCCCUCUGGCCAGAACGGAACUAAAAGUGAAGCAGGAGGGAAAAGAAAAAUAAUUACAAAAAACAAUAAUAUACAUAUUUCUUUAAAUACAAAAAAUAAUUUACAUUUUAAAAACUGGCAUUUUCCCUGUAUAAAUAUGUAAAUAUGUAUGUGGGAUGUGUCCAGAACUGUCUAUGUGGAGGCUGCAAGGUUACAAGUUUAAGAUAACCCUUGUGGAGAGCAGAGAUAGCCUUAUCAGCUGCAGGAGGCUCCCAGGCUCAUUGCUGCCUGUUUACAUGCUGGAAGCUCAACAGGGUGAAUAAUUCUGAAUCAGAAUGCACAUCUCUCCGGUAUAUGUACCAGCUCACAUCACCAACAUAGCUUGUAGGUAAGGUCAUCAGCAUGUAAUGACUCAUUCAAUAGGUGUGAGUGUGUGUUUAUCUGACAGUAGUGAUGUAUGUAUCACUAUAUGUAUUAGUUAGUAGAGAAUGUCAGUAUCAUUUGUUCUUGCUUAACCUUUUAUAAGGUUAGUAAUUGUCAGGUUAUUAAUUCUACAACUUGCAACUCAUUUCUCAGGCAUCUCCAUGGGAAAUUGCUGGGUAUUAUAAUGAUGGCUAAUCAGGUAUUUCUGAACUACAUUUCCCAUAAUGCUCAGUUACCCCUAAAUAGAUUGUCUAGCUAAAAUCUACCCAUAUUUUAAUGCAUUAUAUAAAUAUAUUGUUAAAGGGAUUGUCUUUAUAAAAUUACCCAUACUUUUAAUGCAUUAUAAAUAUUUUAUUAAUGGGGUUGUCUACGGGUUAUAUUUUAAUGCAUUACAUAAAUGAUGCAUAAAAAAAUUGUCUGCAGUUGCAGGCAGACUCUUCCCACACCAGUUGGAAGUGCAAACCACACCAAAAGAGGGCAUUUACAAAUGUGCGGCAGUCAGUAACUUAUUCAACAACUUCUCUCAUUUGCUAUGAUAUGGAACUGCAGCUGGUGGUCUGGGAUUUGUGGGAUAUGUUCAGACCCCAUGGACCAGAGAUGGUCCUUAUUGGUAGAGUUCCAUCCUGAUCUGGGCAUAGCUAGUGGCUGCUGUUUGUCUGGGGAUUUGCAGCAGCUGAAGUAUCUAAGUUUAUUUUUUCUUAUUUUUAGGUUUAAUUUCCAUAUUUUUAAUACAUUAUAAAAUUGAGGUCACUUCCAGCUAGAGUCUCCCUUUGAGCACUCUCCAUGGUUUAUUAGCCGUAUUAACGUUGAUUGUUGCAAGCUUCAUAGAGUGAUAUUUCGUUUGGUUCUAGUGGUCCUCAGACAAAAUAAUUGCAAACAGCUCCAGUAAAACUGCUAAUCUGACUCAUUUGAUUUAUUUUGGGAACUUUGCCAAACUGGAUGUUUUGUAACAUUGUAGUAUUUUUUUUAAGAGAACAAAUGUGCAUGGAGAUGAAAAGAUAGAAAGCGCAACUCAUACACACACUGAGUUUUAUGUCUCAACCCUGAAAUCCUUGAGUGUAUCUAUAUAACAUUUUCCAAAGCUGUUCUCUCUCCAGCUUCUAUUACAAUGACAAUAAAAGGCAUUGCGACUUAAAGAGACAGGAAAACAGAUAGCUUAGUAUAGCAGCCAUGUUAAAGGAACACUGCAAUCACCAUAACCACUACAGUGCACCGCAGUGGUAAUGGUGCCAGGAGUGAUUUGGUUCCAUUCAGUGUAAACAGUCAAACCUUUUUAGAUUCUAGAGUCCACUGGCCACCUGUCCUUGCUUCUCCACCUGUUAGUAGCUCCUGCUGGCUCCCCUGAGCUAAGUCCUGCAGUGCAGCGUCAGCUCAUUGGCUGAGUUGGGCCCUGCACCACCACGUUCAGCGCAAUCAAAGAACGUCUCUCGUAGAGGCAGGGAGCGGUGCAUGGUAGACCCAAAGCUUUCUAAAACAGUUAGACUACUUACAUGAAGGGGGCGGGGCACUCCAGGCAUCAUAACCACCAAAGCAUGCUGUAGUGGUUAUGGUGUUUGAAGUGUUCCUUAUAAAGACAUAUAACAUGCAUGAAGCAAUAUUGUAGCAACUUCAAUAGCCGAGACUGAAAGUGAUACCUCUUGUACCUAAUAAUAAUAAUGAAUCUCUUUGAUAUUAUGUUGAAAUUGUACUCUGAUAAUUUUGAUAUAAUUUUAAGAUUAUACACUGGAGGUGUGGUAAAUGUAUAGUAAAUGCUUCAUAUCGCUAAUUAGAAAACGUAAUAGGCCCCUCAGAUUAAGAAAACCUAAUAGAUGUUCGGGUCCUUCUACCAUCCUCUCCACAUGGCAGCGAAUGCUCCUAUUGAGAGGGUGUCUGUAUUACUUCACUGUGGUUCUCUAAUCUUUCUUAUUCCUCUCCCAACAGAAAAGUUCUCUCCCCCUUACUGUGGUCAUCUCUCCCCCUUCUCUCUCCCCCACCAGUGUCUUUCUCUUUGUGACUAACUCUUUUGCUAUGCUGCCCUCUCUCAUCCAUAUCCACUCAUCUCUCUGCAGCUGCUGUUAGUCUGCAAGGACAAUACAAACCAGUCCAGUGAAGAGGAACAGAACAAGGAACCAUGCUGAAGGUAAGCAGGCUUACAGCAAAAGUAUAGAUAAGUAUCCCUCUCUCCCCUGAAAUAGAGAGGUGUCUAACAAAGUAUAUUCUUCUGAGAAUUGAGCUCUCUAUCUAACAGCUGAUGUCAGGUCAGAUCAAACAAUGCUCGGUUACUAUAAACAAAUAUUAGGACAGGCUCAGAUAGUGCUGGUUUACAAGUAACGUUAUAUGGUUACUAAUUAUCAGGACAGGCUCAGGCAGUGCUGGGUUUAUAUCUAAUGUAAGGCAAUCUGACUGAAGAUGAUCAGGACAGAGUCAGACAGUGCUGGGUUUAUAUCUAAUGUAAGGCGAUCUGACUGUAGAUUAUCAGGACAGGCUCAGGCAGUGCUGUGUUUAUAUCUAAUGUAAGGCGAUCUGACUGCAGAUUAUCAGGACAGGCUCAGACAGUGCUGGGUUUAUAUCUAAUGUAAGGUGAUCUGACUGCAGAUUAUCAGGACAGGCUCAGACAGUGCUGGGUUUAUAUCUAAUGCAAGGUGAUCUGACUGCAGAUUAUCAGGACAGGCUCAGACAGUGCUGGGUUUAUAUCUAAUGUAAGGCGAUCUGACUGCAGAUUAUCAGGACAGGCUCAGACAGUGCUGGGUUUAUAUCUAAUGUAAGACGAUCUGACUGCAGAUUAUCAGGACAGGCUCAGACUGUGACAGUGCUGGGUUUAUAUCUAAUGUAAGGUGAUCUGGAUAAUACCAGAAGUGUUUACUUUCUAUAUCUUAUAUAUCUGUGUAUGUACUUGUGUCUUGUCCACCAACUGCACAGCUUUGUGGAGUAUGUUGGUACUUUAAAAUACCACUACACAUUAACCCCUAAAUUACCCUAAAACACUACAUUAUCAGGAAACAGUAAACUCUACUCUGCACAUUAACCCCUACUCUCCAAUAAGAAUUAACCGUUGCACUACUUGAAUACUUACACUAACAUUAACCCUAAUUAAAAAAUAUAAUGUAAUCUAAAACACAUAUAUAACGAUGAAGCAUUUAUUAUGUAACUUUCAAACAAACAGAUUAUUCAAGUUUUUCCUGGAAGACCCUCUACAUCUAACAACUAAUGGGAAGUUACCAGACUAACAAAUCCAAAAAACAUGUAUUUUUAGCCAUGAAACUAUCCAAGACACUGAUUCAUAACAAAUGGUUUUUAUUACAGCUACUAGGCUGUGCUGCAAUAUGUACUCCAUGGAAUACUUUUAACAGUAAUAAUGUAUGGUUUUUAUAUAGUCAUGCCCACAUUGUCCAUCUGUUAGAGGAACUCUCUAGUCAACAUGGGCAAUACAGCGCUUUGGUGGUUAUGGUGCCAGGAGUGCCAUGGAACCCUCCCAGUAGUCAAACAGUUUGCCAAUCUAAUUGGGGUCUACCCAGUGCGGGCCUCCUUCUUAAUGGGAGUUGGAAGCUAGGCACUGCGGUUUUAGACACUCUCAGUCAAGGAGCUGGCCCUACAAGACAGGGCUUAGCUCGGGAGAGCUUUGUGAAGCUCCACACAGCAGCUUGCCGCGUAACCCCCCAACACUGGAGUCCCGAGAAGCGGCGAUGGUGGAGGGAUGUAAAGUGUCACGGCCAAUGAUGUGAUUGUAUCACUGGCUCUGCCCAAAGGAAGAGGUCCGUACAAAUUACUGGCUGCCUGCCAACUAUCCAGGCCGGCCCACCUGAGUUGAUGCGCUCGCUAUACACUUUUUGGGCACAGUUCACUGAACAAAGUCCUGAAAACUGUAACUGUCCUGCUGUAAUCUGGAUGUUUGGGUGGCAUAUUAUAGCUCUCAGACCAGGAACAGUUUAACCACUUACAUUAGGGGAGCAGCAGGCACUCCUGGCCCAAUAACCACUACAAUGCGCUAUAGUGGUUAUGGUGCUAGUAUCUUCCUUUAAUAAAACAUGUUUAAGACAUUAUAGAUAUGCUGCUUGUAGUUAACGUUCCUUCCCCAGCAACAUUUUCUUACAAGCUGGUAUGAUUCAUGUUCUUUGAUCCAAUUUCUUAGCCUUGUCUGUGUCACAUGGUGCAUGGAUAGACAAGGGAUUAGCCUGCUUUCAUUCGGAUCAUUCUUGCAUUCAUUUUGCUUUCACAGACACGUUUCACUCUUGUUGUGGGAUCUCUUCUUAUAUAACACUGAAUUCCCUCCUAGUGUGAAGUCUGCACUCUGUAGUCUGUUGUUGUCAUGGUUUAUGGUGGAUCUGGCAAUUUGAUUUAAAAGAGCAACCAUUACAUUCACUCAUUUAUAUAUACAUACAUUCAUUGUAUUGUUUCCUAUUUUCUUGCUGUUGUCAUGCUUUUCUUUUGUAUGUUUUAGUAUAUAAAUGUAAUAGAUCACAAAAUGCCACCAUUAAAAAUAUGACAUAAAUAUGGUCAGUGAUAGCGCUGCACAUAUGAGCAUUUAAUGUACUUAGAUUACCCUGUAAUCCUAAAUGCACAUAUUGAAAAUACAUCCACAGUGACAGUAUUAUUAGCUUUGUGACAACUCUGCCCUACUAUGUAACGCCAUUACCCAAGUGCUAAAUUAUUCUCAACAUUUUUGUUGUUCUGCUGUAAUUAAAUGUUUUUUUAUAGAUCUGGACAGUCUAGUUCCCAUGGUAGUACUAGAUGUUUACCUAUCAUUUUUAUUUGUUACUUUCAAGGAAAUAUACUAAGACUUAACUGAUGUAAGUGGGUCAGUACUAAGAUAAAGAACACCAUGUAUUUUAAAUUAUAUUGUACAGUGAAUUUAAAUUGAGCAAUAGUGCAGCGAUGUUGAGUUGAACUCAGGGAGUUAAAAUACACUUGGCUGCAAAAAAAUGUUGUGGGGUUUUGGUGAUUAAAAGAGGCAUUAGAUUAUAUUUAAAUAGUAUGAAGGAUUGGAAGAGGUAGUACAGUGGUGGAAAAGGGGGGUCGAGGUCUAGAAAAUUGGGCAGACUAGAUGGGCCGAAUGGUUCUUAUAUGCCGUCACAUUCUAUGUUUCUAGAGGACAAUGGAUUGCAUGCACAUUAAGGGCACUGUGGUUUAGGGAUCAACCGAUUAUCAGUUUGGCCGCUAAUAUCAGUCGAUAUUCGGUAUUUUGGCAAAUAUAAGUAUCGGUUUAAAUGACAUUGAUAUUUGUCGAUAAUAGGUGAGAAGGGGCGGUCUGCCCCAGGUGCCACUCACAUUGUAGAGCGAGCGGUGGGGAUCCAGCACUCGAUAUCUUCUGUUUCCAGCAAGUCCUCCCUCCAGCUUGGAGAGAACCCUGCCUGAAACAGGAGAUAGCGAGUGCUGAGACCCCCUGGCAGCCUGUGUAUACCCAGCCACUGGACCACCAGGGAGUGUAAAGUUCCUCUCCCUGGCCACAGGUAAAAUGCAGCAGGCAAGAAUUUUGGUAUCAGUUAAAUGCCCAUAAGGCCACAGAUCAUCGGUAUCGGUCCUUGAAAAUUGAUAUAGGUCUUUCCCUACUCUGGUUAUGACGGAUAGUGGAAUGCAGUCUCGUAGAGAGUCUGAGAGCCUCAGUGGUUUCGAAAAGACAUUGGUGGGGUGUAUGGAGAAAAGGAUGGGUUGGAGGGGAUCAAAAAGGGAACAGUGGUGAGGAAGCUCUGAGCUGUACAAGCUAUGGGCGUAUUCUACAUUCUGACCUAAAUCACUGUUUUUCAUUUGCGUUAAUCACAUUACUUUUCCUUCUUCAGAAUUAAAAACACAUGUGCACUACAAUAGUGUAAACACGUUAGAUUCUCAUUUCCCUUGUUUUAGAUUCUAGCUACAUUCCUUUGAAUAGUUCAAGCCAAAAUACAAAUAAUUUUUUUUUUAACAUCUUGGUAAUUUAUGCCAUAUGAAAUUGAUUUACAAUAGUAAUGAAGCAAAAUAUUCUUCAUGUGCUAAUCACCCUGUGUUGGAAACAUCAACAGGUGACAUAUUUUACACGAUAACUUCACUCUCUGAUACCCAUUAUUACUGUACUAUAAUACAUUAAAUAUUAAUAUUGCUUGUCUAGGAACAAAAAUCAGUCUGCACAGAAUUUUUCCUUUCCUUGGUGGUAUAGUGGGGCUGCUGGAGUGCUGGAGGGUGCCACUCCUUCCCUGUAAUGGCUGCAAGAUGUGGGAGUUAUAGAGGAUUGUGAUGUUUCCUGCAUGGUCCUCUGAUAAUUAACUUCCCGUACGCAGUGAUACUGUGGGAAUAGGCUCCUGUGUUAUCACAGUUCUCAUUAAAUCCAAGUGGGAAUUAUCAGAGUCCCACUCAAAUUUUAAUCACAAGCAUCUAUAACUCCCACAUAUUGUGACCAUCAUGGUGUAACUGUAAAAAUCCAGAUGGCCUUUAUAUAACCCAUCAGCUCACUUAUAUACAUGUAUAAUUCUACUUGGGAAGCCCUCCUGAUCUAACCAGUUUUCAUUGGUCCGGGACCUUUCCAGUGAACCAUGCAAUUUGUCAAGUUUACCCAAUGGCUAGUCUGGGUUCUCUUGAAUGCAAUUUUCUUCCAAAAAAAUAAAUAUAAAUAUUUAUAUAUAUAUAUAUUUAUACUCUUACUGUCUACCUUCACUUUGACUCCAUCCUACACACAUACAUGCAUGCAUAUUUAUAGUAUGCAUAUUGAUAGUAAACAUUAAUUAAUGCAGAAAUCAGUUUAGAAAAUAUAAAAUAAUGAAAGAAAUUAAAAUAAUGCUUCCAUUUAUACGUUCAGUGGAUUCAGAAGAAUUUAAACCUUAUUGAUUGUUUUAUAUGAUAUGUGAAUGUUUUAUUUUGCUCUCAAUAUCUAUUUUUCUUCUCCUCAUAUGAUUUAAGCAUAUGAUGCAUUCUAUUCAUUUUUAGCAGAUUUCUUUUUUGGUUUAGUCAUUUUCUUUUUAUUCUUUUUUUUAGUGUGGAAAGAUGGUAAUUUAAGUGUCUGUUCACUACAAUAUUUCCUGCAUGGGAUAGACAAAGGUUUAUUGUCUAUCUUUGAAAGGACAUUUGGGUGAAUGUGAUAUGAUGAAGUCAUAUCAAGAGUGUCUCAUAUCGUUUGAGGAAUGUACUCACUGUUGCCAAAUAGGAGGCAUCGAAACUUCUUUCUGAUAAUGUAAUGACUUGAGCUGGUGCUGGAUAGCAGUGAAACAUGCUGUAUACAAGAGCAUCAUUCACAGAUAAUGUAUUGUUUAAAACAGGUGGUUUACUAGAUGUUGUUGACCCUUGUAAAACAGCAAUCUUUUGACAGGAAAUGGCAGGCUGAGGAUUAUAUUAGUUGUGGUUUAAAUACAGUAUGAGAGUUGUAGGUUACUAAUGGUGGUCCUCUAAAAUUAAUGAUUUUAAUGAUAAACAACAUAUAUAGUAUAAGCCUGAAUAUGUGCAAAUAGAACUCUCCAGUUUAAAAUAGGUUCACUUUAGUGGCCAAUAACAUAUACAACAAGUAGAAAUGUCCUCCAUAGAAAAGGUAAAAGCAUCCGCAUCGAAAGCUCGAACUUUCGAAACUCGAUGGAAAGAGACUAGACAAAGAAGGAGAGUUAAUUUUGCAGAAAAUUGUCUCAGGGACAGAUGGAGUACUUCGGGGCCAAAUCUGGGCUACAUCCUAGAGUGUGGAGUACUUCGGGGCCGGUGGUCUUGGCAGUCGAAUGCCCCGAUGUAGGUGACAAAUAGGAGGGUCCUGACCUAUGGGUUUCCUUCGGACCGGAGUAUGAGUGGCCGAGAUCGCUGAAUGGACCACAUUGAUCGAUAGAUAAAACGUACCUUCCAAGAACAGAAAUGCCAGAAAAUUCAACAUGGAGGGGACAGAGGCCAUAAAGGGAUCGAGAUCCCGUCCUACACACCAAUUAGAUCAUGAAAGCCAAGCUGAGAGGUAACAUUUCCUAGCUCCUGGAGCCCAUGAUUCCCAGAGGAUGUCUUUAGCCUCCGCCGAUAAUUCCUCAGUGCACCAUGAUCCCCUGAAAGAGUCCAGGCUACCAAAGAUAGGUGUUCGUCUAGGAGCAUCAGAUGCGGGUUCCCCAUGGGGUCUUUGAGCAUCGUUUGGCCGAAUGGGAGGAGGAGAGGGUCCUUGCAUGAUACAGCCAGAAGGUCCGGGAACCAUGGUUGACUUGGCCAUAGAGUGGUUAAUAGGAGAACUGUCACUAUCUGAAACCUGAUGUGGUGCAGUAAUCUUGUGAUCAUUGGCGGGAAGGCGUAUGUGCCUCUGGUCGGCCAAUUCUGUAGGAAUGCAUCCACUGCCGAACACUCGGGAUUCAGGAGCCAAGUGGAGAAGGUUGGUAGUUGUCGGUUGGUGCAAGACACAAAAAAGGUCUACCUCGAGUGGGCCUCUCCAUUCGUUUAGCACCGCAAAUAUGCGAGGAUCCAAUUGCCAGUCGCUGCUGCCCGCCAGUGUCAGGAGAACCAGUCCGCCGUCAGGUUGGUAUUCCCCGGCAGAUGUUCCGCCAUCAGCGUUAUGUUGCGUGGUAGACAGUACCAGGUCUGUUGGCAUCUGGGACUCUUCCAUGUUAGGCACUGGAUUUACCCACAAUCAGUGAAUAUCUUUUGGUGGAUAGGCACAUUGGGGCAGAUAGUCAGCAGGGACCACCUGGGGUUUUGAAAUGGCCUGUAUAUAUAAGGCCCACGUAUAGGCAGACAAAAUUCUAGGGGUCACCCAGAAACAAGGAGACAGCUCCUCUCAGCAGUGCUAAUAAAUGGGGACUCACCCCAAGCCCGCGUACUCGGUAAUAACCUGACCGGCUAAGCCCUUAAAGGUUUACUAACCUCUAGCAGGUCCCUGAGAGUAGAUAAUAAGCAGGAAAUUAAAUCAAUUCCACAAGUUUUUCUACACAGCACUAAGAAAAAGCGUCCACACAGAAUAACUCCAAUACACACUCAGCAUUUAAAAUGGCCACCUGGACUCUCGCUUAUGCAAGAUCCAAAAUGGCCACUGAAAAAAAGCCUGCAAAUCCGCGUUAGAGUUUGCGGAAAAAACUCCAGAAUGAGGAGAUAGAAAAAAAAAAAAAAACUAACAGUGCUAAGCCGUGAAUGCCGUUGUUCAUGAACAAUUGUUCAUGGAAAUACAUACGAAACUGAUGGGAACAAAACUACCAAACACAAGUGGCUUGUUUUAGUCGCUUUCGGUAGGUAUGAUGUGGAUAUUAUGCAACCGCUGGUGCCUACUAACAACCGUGUGUUUGUGGGAAGUCAGCUAAGAGGGAAAAUGUCACCGAACGCUUAACGCAAUGUACGCGGUUGGGUGAAAUGUCCCGAACAGAUGAAAAUCGCUGUACAAAUGCGAACGCCAGACGAAUAGGAGAGCCUCCCAGGCGCUUUACACUCACCGCAGUGAGCACAUGAGUGUUGUGGGGUAUACCUAGAUUGAUUUUAAACCAUCAGUAUAACCCGGAAAGCAGAACCUGUGGGGAAAGGGAAAAAAACUGAGAAGGGGAAUAGGGAAAACCUAACCCUCAAGCACCAUAGAAAGGGUGCAAGAUCUCUCAACUUCCCACAGAAAUAUAUACAAAAUAUGCUAGGAACACGGUAAAAGUAAUAAUAGUAAUACAAUAAAAUAAUGACACAAUAAUAUUCUGACCUGACUUGUGAUGGAGCAGCAAAGAAAGAGGAAGUGCCUCAGUGAGAGUAGCUUGAUAUAUACUCUGCUUGUCUUUUAUUGGUCGUUUCUUUUUAUAUGUUCUUUGCUGCUUUUGGAGUAGUAAAGGAAGUUAAUGCAAAAUAUGAAGCCUCCUUUCAUGUGAUAAAAUGAUGACUUUAUUGUCUCCAAUGUCCGUUUAAAAAAAGAGAACAAGCAGUACACAGAGUGGGCACGAGACACUCAAAGGCACUUCCUCCGAAACAUCUCCCCUACCUUUGGCACAGGUUAUAACAGUUUAUUCAUAACAUAAAUAUGAUAAAUGGGAAUAUUAAAACAAUUAGAUUUGGACUAAUUUCAUAUCCAUUAAUCAAGGAUUAACCCAUGAACAUGGAAAAAGUAAGAGGAUAAGUCAACUAAACCUGGAUUGAGUGCCGCACACCAAUAAACAUUAUGUAAUGAAUGUACGAUUAUAACCUGUGUCAAAGGUAGGGUAGAUGUCACUGAAAAAGUGCCUUGGAGGCAUGAAACACAUAAGCGUCUCUCGCUGUGCCCCCUCCCAUUCCCUCACCCCUGUGUACUGCUUGUUUUUCUUUUUAUACGCACGUUGAAAGGAAUAAAGUCAUAAUUUUUCCUCAGUACGGAUACUUGUCCUAUAGUUUGAACCCGAUGUUGCAGUUGUAAUAUACCUCUCCAAUACCGAUGUUCUUUGUCUUUCAUUUACCUAACCUAAUUCUGUUUUCUUUGACUUUUCAUAGGUCAACAGAGCUCUGCUUGGUCACAGCAAACUGGCAGUCUUUUUCAUCCUCUUGUUUGGAGCGGUCAUUUCUGCUAGCAAUGAGGUGAGAGGAUCAUAUAUUAAAGAAAUAGUUUACAGUUUUGGUUGUGGAACAUGCAGUGGUGUAUCCUGGUUUUGUGCUGCCCUAGGCAGGACAAAACGCAGGUGCCCCCCUCUCCCCCCGCGCAAACCCCCCCCGCCUUCUAAAUACACACACACACACAUUCACUGACAGAUACGCAUACACUCGCUAACAGAAACACACACACACUAACACACACACUAACAGACACACUCACACUCACUAACAGACACACACUCACUAACACACACACUCACACAGUCAGACACACACACACUCACUGACACACUAACAGACAAACAUAGUCAGACACACACACUAACAGACACACUCACUCACUAGCAGACACACACACACACACUAACAAACACACACAUUAACAGACACACACUCACUGACACACACACACACACACAGGCAAACACACACUCACUGACACACAGUCAGACACACACACAUACACACUAAUAGACACAGUCAGACACACACACACUAACAAAACACACACACAUUAACAGACACACACUCACUCACAUUAACACAUUUUUUUAUUUAUUUUUAUUUAGCCCCCCCUCCCUUACCUUUGGGAGUGCUGGGGGGGAGGGGUUCAUUACCUCCCUGGUGGUCCAGUGGAUGCCGGCGGCGCUGGGCAGGCGGCUGGCGAGGGAGCUCUUCCCCUGAGCAGUCUGCUCAGCUCCCUCGCGCGCCGCAAAGUGAGGCUGGGAACCGGAAGAUGAUGUCAUCUUCCGGUUCCCAGCCUCACUCUGCGGCGCGCGAGGGAGCUGAACGGACUGCUCAGGGGAAGAGCUCCCUCGCCAGCCGUCUGCCCAGCGCCGCCCGCCAGCCCAGCCGGUCAGUUAGCCGCGAUGCUAACAAAGCAUUUGCCUGGGCAUUUGGGGGUGCGUCGUUUUUUGCCGCCCCCUGAAAAAUGCCGCCCAAGGCAAAUGCCUUGUUUGCCUCGCGGCUAAAACGCCCCUGGGAACAUGCAAUACAUCCUAUUUGUACUACAUGAUCUUGACUUACUCAACCUAUUCCUACCAUUCCUGAAAUCAUAUUCAUUAAAGAUCACUAAGGAGUCAUUCAGAUUUCCAGCACUAAAUACCAAAAUUUAUUAAAGUUCCAGGUGGUUAGUUUUCAGACAGUACUCCGACUCUUAUUGGUUCCACUUCAAUAACCAGGAUGGCAGUUGCAGUACAAUGACCAAUUGGGGAUGGCAAAUUCCCUAACGUUAUGUUAUAAAAUGAAUGCCAGUUCUAGAUUGAGAUCCACAUACUGUACUAUAAUCCUGUGUUAGGAUUAGGUUACUCAGUGAUUCAUUCCUCUAACAGAACAUACCUUUCUCCUUAUGGGUGCUUUAGUAGUUGUAAGGGUGCAUGAGAUUAACAAAUAUGUGUUUUGAGAAGCAUGAAUAGAAACUCUGGCCCUGAUAGGACAUGUAGCAACUCAAGUUAUGCUUUUAGUUUAAGUUUUUCUUUAAUUAUAGCUAGACAGUGGAUAUCCAAUGACACCAUCUAAGAUGUGCCAAAAUACACUUAUUGUUUCCAUUCUGAGUGUUGCAACUGAAUCACUGACAUUUAACCCAAUAAUAAAAUAUUUCAUUACGGUAUAUAUACGUGUUUGAACAGUAAACCUGGUUUGUGCCAAUUCUGAAGUCCUUUCUUCUGCUACUUAAUUGAGGUAUUUUCUUGUGUAGUGGACUCUUUCCUCUAAUACCAAACCUGCUUUUAUCUUGUACCUAGGGUUUUCACCAGCGGAUGAAGCGAGGAACAAGAGCAAACAAAUGUAAUUACUACUAAAAAUUUUACCUUGAAGUUGGCUAAGCACCAGGUGGGCAGAGACAGGCGAAUCCUAGUAGGAAGGAGACUAGGGGAAGGGUGACAGUGGCAUGAGAUGCACAUUUUGGAAUCUGUGAAGGCAUCACAGGAAAAUGAAAAAACAAACAUUGAGCCAAAUUAAUGUGAAUGCACAUAUUUAAGCAGGAUGGGGAUACAAAUUUGUUCUAGGUGGGGAUGUUGAUGGACCACAUAUUUCUUUGUAAGCUGUUCACCGCUAUAAAAAAUACAUUAGCAAGUUCUCUGAUAUUUCGAAUGUCAAUGCAAGAAAAAUAACCUUUAAGGAUUAAAUUCAAAGCCCUACAACAGGACAUAUUUCCUGUGCUUACCUUCCAUUUUUCUCCCUGCUAACAGCAAUAUGUGUGGAACGUGUCUCGGGAAGAAUCUAUAAUGGAGGUGAUAGCUGGCUGCGACCUUCUGGCAAAAGAGUAGAGUUCUGUCGCUGUGAGAAUGGGCGAAGAAAAUGCCAUAGUGUGCCAGUCACAGGUGAGAUAUUGGCUCUGGCAAGAAGAUGCUCACCGUACGCUAGUAAGAUAAAGUCAUAUCAGCUUAAUGAUAGCAUAAAUCAUCUUGGGUCACAAAAUAUAGGUGGUUCCACCCAAAAUACCAUGCAUAUGGGAUACAUGCCAAUGUUUUAAUAAUAAUUAUUCCAGAAGGAAUUUAUCAAGAAUAAUUUUUUCCUUGUAAAACAUAUUAAACAUAUUAAAAAGCAAUAUACGCAUAUAAAUUCUCACAUACUUCAAUCAGUACAAUCAUUUUUUUUUAAAUUAAUUUACUGGGAUUAAUUUAUACUACUGAUUCUUAAAAGAUCCUACAUGUAGACAGCCUUGUUUCCCCUGCAGCCACAACACUCGUAUUAUAUAUAGUCUUACCCCAGUCUAUGGAGUAAACUGAAAUAUUUCACUACAUAAGAUACACAGUGCCAUGGUGCUCAUAAAAGGUGAGGCAGAGAUAGGAAUUCACACCGUCUUAUUUCUCUCAACAGAUUGCAGUGUACCGCAAUGUUUCAAUGGAGGACGCUGCCAGCAGGCUUUGUACUCCUCACACUACCUGUGUCAGUGUCCGAAUGGCUUUAAAGGGGAGAACUGUGAAAUAGGUACUUGGAAAAGCCACAUAAUAUAGUGGUGCUACCUACUUCUGUAAACAAUAAGAAAUAAACUAUGUAUAGUAUUGAGAGAAUAUAUAGUAUAAGAUAUAUACCAAUUAAUGGAGCGCUAUACAAAUAAAAAAUUGUGCAGGGGCUCGCUAACCCCAUCAAUUGAAUGUAACAACAAACUUGGAAAUACAAACUUGAAGGUAUAUAUGAAAAAGAAAUACCUUCAAGUUUGUAUUUUCAAGUGUGGUGUUACACUCAAUUGAUGGGGUAAGUGAACCCCUGCACAAUUUUUUGAUUUGUAUAGCGCUCCACUAAUUGGUAUGUAUCUUAUACCAUAUAUUCUCUGGGUACUUAAGAUUGAUUGUGGAAAUACAGGUAUUUCACUUUAUGUGUUGAGCUGCUCUCUGUUUAGGCACUAUAUUGGAUCACCCACUACCUCUGAAGAGAGGUAGCUUUUGUUUUUCUUUUGUAUGUACAGUAUUGGUCUUACAUAAAACAAAAAAAUGCCGCUCUGUAUGAUGGUGCUGAGUAUGUUGAGCAGAUAUUGGAACGUAGUGACACAUUCAUGUGCCCUGAUACAUGAAUUUGUAGUGACCUCUUAGAGUGAGAAUGUCCAAAACUCCAGCUAUAAUGGGCAGGAACAAUGCCCUAAAUGGUCCAGCAAGUCUGCUGCUAUUGAACGUUACCUUCUCUCUCUUUCUCACAAACUGUCUUAAUAUCUUACUGGAGUGACAUAGAAAGGGAACAUAAUAUGUGGUCAAUUUUUGUAUGCCGAAAUAACUGGAGAAUGGCAAUAUGCAAAGAUACUUUCUAUUGGACUAAUAAGAUAUAGUAAAAGAUGAGCUUUCAUAGAGUUUUCUCUCUUUUUAAGGUCAAAAGCAAUGCUAAUCAAUCUAAUGGAAUUUUAAUAUUUGUAACAUAAGACACAAUUUUUGUAAUAAUACUUAGAAUGUGUAUUCUACAGAUACCCUCGAAGCCUGUUAUGAGGGCUCAGGCACCACAUAUAGAGGAGUUCAUAGCGUCACUCAGAGUGGAGCAGUCUGUGUGAACUGGAAUUCAGAGGGCAUUAGGAGACAGCUAUACCAUGGACAUCGGAGUGAUGCUUUGCAACUGGGACUAGGAAACCACAACUACUGCAGGUAAUGCGUGCUGUGCUUUACAAGAUAGCAGAUGUUUAAGAAGAUGGUUUUCUGUUUUCUUCAUGCAAAUAAUCCAUAUUCUUGAUAUGUGGUCAUAUGGUCACAGUAGAAAUAACCACAUACUAAUAUAUUGCUCUCACGUUCCAUGUCUCUAUAGCAUUAAAUUAGAGGGGCAAAGAUUUAAAAAUAAUAUCCGGUAGUAUUACUUUACUGAGAGGGUAGUGGAUGCAUGGAAUAGCCUUCCAGCUGAAGUGGUAGAGGUUAACACAGUAAAGGAGUUUAAGCAUGCGUGGGAUAGGCAUAAGGCUAUCCUAACUAUAAGAUAAGGAAAUUGGGCAGACUAGAUGGGCCGAAUGGUUCUUAGCUGCCGUCACAUUCUAUGUUUCUAUGUUAUUUUGCUCCUUCCUGCAAUGCAGAGUGGUACACUAAUAGAUCUUCUAUAUCUGAAUGUUAUUCCUUCAUGACUCCGAAAAGCCCAUUGUUUGUGGAAGAUGGAGGUUUAAUAUUUUAUCAAUCAAUAGGGGAUUCUCGCAUUUAGUGCAACAGUCAAGAAGAAGUAAAUACUGGACAAAACUGCUAUCAACAGAAUACAUUUGAUGGGCAGAGGAUAAAAUGAUGGAGUGCAAAGGAACAAUAGCCGGGGAUGUUAUAUGUGGAGGGAAGCUAGAUGACAUUAUAACAGAAUAUGGAAUGGGGGGAUGAUGAGAUAAGGAGAGAGAACUAUUAAGAGUAACAGAGCAGAAUUAACCAUAAUUCAACAUUGGGGGGCUACUUAGGGUUCAGGGGUCAGACGUGGCCCAUAACCAUGAGUUUGCUUUCCCCAUCAACCAUUCAUGUUGAAGAAUUAAGGAGGGAUUCAAAUUGGUUAUGGGAUCUUAAUCCUUCUCUAGAAUAACCUUUCUGGGAUGAAGUUCUUAGAUCAGGUUUGUGCUGAUGGAUCCGAAGCUUUUGAAAUAUUCUUAUGGAGUAAAAAGAAUAGGAUGGGUGCCUCAUGCAAUCUGAGAGUUUGAAAAUUUAGACGGUCCAUGUCAAUCUUAAAUUAAUACAAUUUAAAUGGUCUGACUUACAGCUAGGAGAAAUACUAAAAUGUCUUUCUCUCACAGGAACCCUGACAAUGAUUAUAAACCCUGGUGCCAUGUAUUUAAGGAUGGAAGGUACACAUGGGAGUUUUGCAGUGUGCCAGCUUGCAAAGUUGGUAAGUACCACAAGAGGGCAUUUGCAUAUUUCUAUUUUUUUUUUUAUUCUUUAUUUUUUCUGUGCAAGUGAUUGACAAACAUGUUUAACGUGCCACAACAGCACACAUUCGCUUUACAUCAUAGGCAUAAUCAUGGCACAUGUAAGUUGCACAUUUUUCUUUUUUUUAUAAUAAACAUGGCUGGCUAGUGUAAGUCAUGAGGUAUAGAAAUAAAAAUGGUAGAUACAUUAUGCUUAGCUGACUGACAGUGUGUUGAGUAGUUAUAAGAAUCAUCAGAUUCUACAAGCUUAGACCAAGAAGUUAUAUGACAUGAGUAUUCGUAUGAUUUGACAAUCAUCCCGUUUUGGUUAAGGAGAUGUGCUUAGUUACUCUAAGGGAUAUCGCAGAGAUUGGCUGACUAAGAGGAUUUCUUAUGCAUUUUCAAACAGACAAGCCCGCAGUGUUACGGUGACAAUAGUAAGCUUAGAGAGACAUGGUUUAUCAUAUGCAUGACAUUAGUGUUAACUGCACGUUUCCUAAGUCAGUGAAUGUCGUGAGGCAUGACAAGCAGAACAGUGUAGAUAGAAAAAACCAAACAAAACCAAACAAAAAAAAAAUAAGGCACAUUAGAAAAAGAACAAUAAAACAUAUGACCUGGAUACUCACUGAUUGUGGAUCAGGGUCCUGAUCUGCGUGUUGUUACAGUGUCCCGUGAGGUUUUAUUUAGGCAUGGCCCCAGCUCCACAUGUCCUUAGGUACCUUUCCUCUCACCUGACGCCCUCUGGGUUUAUCGGUCUGUCCAGCUUGGCGGUAGUUUGCCAAUCCGUGGUUCUCACGCUUGGUGAGUAAGUGUCCAUCUCAUUUCGGAUUGUGGGGCGGCUGAGAGGGUGUCUCAUUGAUUUUGCUAUGCUGCCUAGGACCGGCGCUGGUACGGUGGGGUGCUGUCUUGGGCUCCUAUGCUUCAGAGUGGUCUGCAGGGCAAAGCCACUCACCGGGGUCGUUAUCACUUCCACUAUUACUGGUGUGUCGACAGGCUUAAGAAUCGGUAAUGUCCAUUCACGUGGUGCCCGCUGCUGCUGGUGCGGUGUAUGCCGCUUUACUCUCCGCCAUUUUGGGGCCUUCCUCACUUCCGGAGCCCCGGGCUGCCGCUGGGCGAGAAUCCGCCUGAGAGGUGAGUGUUUCGUCGGGGACUCUUGGUGCGUCCGAUGCUUUGGGGCUAAGUCCCUGUUGGCUCUCUGCCCAGGUUCGAUCCUCUCGGCUAAACUGGGCGUUCACGCGCUUGGUUGGCGCGCGGCGGCCAUCUUACGGCCCUCCUGAGGGGCGCUGUCCGGUGGAUAUUGCGCGCCAGGACAGCUGCUCAGGCCCGGCCUGGUGUGAUGGCUGGCACCCUGACAGACCGAGAUAACCCCCAGGGGUCCAGGGGGGGGGAGCAAGACGCCGGCCGGAGACCCGGGAAAGCGGCCGUCUCAUCCCGGCUCAAGCUACAGCGAGCUCUGGGCCCCUGUCGGAUUGCUGUCGGUGCUUGGGCGGUAUCCCCCCGCACCUCAGCGGCUGGGGUGUCAGUGUGGUCACCUUCGUGGGUCAUUAUUCGGGAUUGGCCUCCAGCUAGCUCCGAUUUUCGGACCCUGGAGCGGGAGCUCAGACAGAGCACGUCUGAUCCCGCUGGGGGUCAGGCUCCACCCCCCAUAUUUCUAUUUUAAUUUUCUAAACUUCUUCUUGGAUCUAAGCACCACAUCCACUACACCAUAUUGUAGUUGUUAUGGCGCAAAGGGUCUUGGGGUGUCCUCCUCCUAUUUUUGUUAAAUAACUUUGAGCAUUUUUUUUAAAUAUGAGUCACUCAGCGCUCACAUUCCUCGAUCAUGGUUGCACAGAUUUGGAAAGGUAAAGCAAAACGGAAAUUUCCGUUUUAUCAGAAUGGCAGCAGAGGGAGUAGGCGCUGAGAGGGCCUAAAAUUUUGUCCAUGUGCUCAAAAUAGUUGCAACACAUACGAUACAAGUUAUUCAAGGUUUCUAUUCAUCUGUUUCUUAUACCACAGAAAGUGGUCUCAAAAUAGAAGAAUUAUCUUCCUAAGAAUGUCUCUUCCUAAACACAAUGCAAUGAUGUGGUUAAAUAUGACAUUAAUGUAACAAUAAAAGUGUGUGCAUUAUAUUUCCCACGUUUGGAACGCAAACUCAUUUUUGAAUGAUUGUUUUCAGAUUCUCCUACUUGUUACUAUGAUCGUGGCACAACAUACCGCGGAUCACAGAGCGUAACAUUCUCAGGGGCACCAUGUUUGCGCUGGGAUUCACCAUUAUUACAGCACAAAGUAAACACAGCAUGGCACAGCAAUGCCCGCAGACUUGGGAUGGGAAGCCACAAUUACUGCAGGUAAGGUUCAGCUCCUGGACACAGGCAGCAGUAUACUGUAUGAUUUACCUGGAAAUGUCUGACAAUGUCCUUUAUGUUUUAUAAGAAUGUCUGUAUUAGAUCUUUAUUGUGGUUAUGUGUCAUGAUAUUGUAUUGUGUCUGUAUUCAUUUAGUAUUUUGUCUGCACUGAGUCUAAUGGAAUGUUUGUACUAUAUCUGCGUUGUGACUGCAUGCUAGGAUAUUGCUUUGUGUCUGUAUUAGGGGAGUGAACUAAUUUCUGAUUGUGGUGUUGAUGUUUGACUGUAUCUCCACUCCAUAUAAAAGUGUUUUUACUCCCAUCCACAGGAAUCCAGACAAUGACAUUCGCCCCUGGUGCCAUGUAGCUCGAGGGACGGAGACAGCUUGGGAGUUCUGUGAUAUACCCCGAUGCAGUAAGUGGCAAGGACUGAUAAAACCCUGUUAAGCACUUCCUCAGCCGUACCUAACAGACCAUGGAUUGACAAUCUUUCUUUUCACUUGCAGCUUACUGUGGUACCCGACGACCCCAACCGGCACAGUACCGCAUUCUUGGAGGGAAAAGUACCCAAGCAACAUCACAUCCUUGGCAGGCAGCCUUCUAUUUUCUGGCUAGAAAAUCCUUAAAUGAACACUACUUUUGUGGUGGGACUCUUAUUCACAAUUGCUGGGUGCUGUCUGCUGCACAUUGCUUUACUGAGAGGUGAGUUGUAGUGUCUUACGCACUUUAAUAGUCUCUUGAUAUCAUUCCGAGUUACAAUGUAGUACAAUAACAACCUGGUUUACACUCUGUCUUCUAUAUUCUUUCAGAAUUCCCAACAGUCGGAUGCGUGUUAUAUUGGGUCGUUCUAUGCGGAGUGUACCAGCAGAAGAGGAACAGAAAUUCUUUGUCGAGCAGUUGAUUCUCCACCCUGAUUUUGAUGCAACAUCCUUUGAUAAUGAUAUAGGUAAGGAGAGAAGAAAGGGAUGUCAACUGUUCCCUCUUACACUCUCCCACUGACAUUUACAUAAGUCUUUAAUUUCUAGUGUGUCAGUCAUUAUUAACUAAACACUGACUUUUUGUGAAUUAAAUCCGAAUUUAAAAAAAUGAGGCAAAAAGUAAUCAAUGAUUCUCCAACUCAGCCAUUGUCUUAAAGGAACACUGUAGGCACUUGAACAACUUCAUCUUAUUGAGGUAGUUAUAGUGCCUUCAGUCCUGCCCGCACCCCCUCAAAACCCUUUAUUUAACUAAUUAGAAAACUUGAAGCCACACCACCAAGUGCUCUUGGUAUGAGAACUGAGAAACGUACUUUCCGGGUCUCAUACUAUAACAUAACGUAAUGCCACGCGUGCAAGCAUCGUGCCAUCACGGUCUGUCAUUGAGAAUCAUUGUAUUCAGUGAGUCUCAAUGGCAGAAUCUUAGGCACAUCGCAGAAAGCACCACAUAUGCCCCUCUUCUACAACGAGCAUUGGAUUGGCCUGUCAUGCUGGAGGCACAGCCAUCACUCGAGGAGGGGGUUGUGGCAGCACUAAGGGAGACUGCGCUGGAAAAAAAACGGAGUAGUUUGUUUGUUUUGUUUAAAUUGGAUGGGGGGUAAAAUAAAUAGCUGCAUUAGGACUGUAGCGCUAGGAAUACAUACUUCAUGAAAAUUCAGUUUAGUGAAUAUACAUGAAAAUAUUGUGCUAGAUUUACGUUAGAACAUGCUCCUUUGGUUGUAACCAUUAAGUUUCUCUGCUGUCUUCUAAACUGAUUUCAUUAUGUAUAGAAUGUCUUUAAAUGUCUGUCAUUUCCCUGUCCUCUCUUUUCUCCAAGCUGUGCUAAGGGAUUUCAUUGUUUCCUGGUAAGUUCUCUAUAUCACCCAGAUAUACUCCUAGCUAAAAAUGUGCCUUUCCUGUCCCACACCUUUUUCUCCUGCAAUUUUUGCCUCAAUUUCCCUGUAGCGACCCCACAGAUCAUUUCUUAUCUUUUCCCUCUAGCACUGAUCAAGCUCCGGUCAGUCUCUGGAACAUGCGCCACAGAAACAGAACGCAUUCGACCUGCCUGUCUCCCUGAGCCAGGACUUUCCUUACCAGACUGGACUGAGUGUGAGAUGUCUGGAUUUGGGAAGACAGAGGAAUGUAAGGACUACACUUUCAGCUGUGUCUCCAUUGAACCUUCUACUUUUAUCCCGUACUCGACCCUAUUGUUUUACCCUAUAAUGUACACACUAUAGCCCAUAUAAUACUCAUUAUAGUAAUGGAUGCUGGUCAGUAGGAACAGGUGGGGCACUGGUCCCCAGUUGUAUUGCAAUAAAAUAUAUGUAUUGUAGGACAACAGUAGACUAAUAAUAAGUGUAUGUUAGAAAAAGAAACACGUUGUGUAUGUAAUUCUGCAAGUGCAGCAAUUUCCUCUGUUCUUGAACAAAUGCCAUUGUCCGGGUAUAGACCCACCUAGACAUGCAUUGAUUGCUUUAACUGAAUUUCUGACAUCCCCCGUUGGCUUUGCAUUGGGAUCUUGGAUUCUGGGCACCCUAAAAGACAGGCCUGUGUAUUGUCCCGUCUUGUACAGCUGUCAUUGGGUAACAGCCUCACAGGUGUGGGGAGAGAAUGAGACCUCUGUAAAGUAAUUACUGCUUGCCAAAUACAUGUUUCUAUAGGUUUAUGACCUUGAACAGGGUAUGAACCCUCUUAAAGUCAAGAGUUGAGUACAUGAGGGUAAAUGGGCAGAGCCCAACAAGUCAGGGGAAAAUUCUGUAAGUAGAGUCUAGCACCCUAACAACUUCAUCACUACCACUUUUCAGUUAUCUCCAUUUUACGCCACAAUGUAUCCACUUAAUUAAUUAAUUAAUUAAUGUUAUUGCAUAUCAUACUCUCCACCUCUUAGCCAUUCUAGGGUCACCAUAAAUAAUGAUAUAUACUUACCCACAGGGGCAUGUGUCCUUGAAAGUCCAUCAUGGCACUGUAAAUGUGCAUUUAUUAAAGGGAAACUAUGGUGUAAAAGGGACCCUUAUUUCUAUUGCAUUAUGUAGCUAAUGCAAUACUAAAUACUGCAAAAAAUAGUUUCCAGCUGAAUCGCUCUUUAGUGGUUACCUGAAAUUACUGCAGUACCCCUCAAUAACUGGAAGAGCAUCUUCUUAUAGUCUGUGGGGUGCCUUCUUUUACUGCCUGCCUUAUCCUAUUAUGCCCCACAGAAGUUUAUCCCUAAAAAGCAGUUCCACUCAUUACAUUAGAUGAGUGGAACUGACAUACAAACUAAAAUCAAUCAUACUGCAGCUGUAAUCAGUUUACAUUCUUCAGUGAAUAUGAAUAAGAUUUACCACAUGCUCUGGCCACAGACACAUAAAUUAGCUAGAUUUUCCACCACUUCUAAAGUAUAGCAAUGCCCAGUUAAUAUGCAUAGUACUGAUGCAUGCUUAUUCUGCCUGUCUUUCAUUCCUAGUCUCACCUUUCUAUUCUGAUCGGCUGAAGGAGGGUCACGUCAGGCUCUAUCCUGACAAAAUGUGCACUUCAGAACGUCUAGCAAACCGAACAGUCACCGCAAACAUGCUGUGUGCAGGUGACACCCGGAACAUAGAUGAUGCAUGCCAGGUGAGCUAUAAGAUAUUUUAAAGAGCUGCUGGUGCUAUAGAAAAUAAGUAUGAAGAGGUGUUAAGGAGGAUGACUAUAUGAGGCAGACGUGUAAGUAGUCUCUAAUAAUACCUGGGAUUUUAGUAUAAAACAAAACAUGAUGUCACAUCCCCAACCUUGGCUCCUUUCAAAUUCUACACCUGAUAGAUGCAGGCACUUCCUUCCACCGCUGGCAUCCAUUGUGCUAGUGUGUGCAAGUGACUGACGUUAUGGAGCAAGAGGCCUAGUUUAAUCCUCUAUCACGUUGUGAUAGUGCAGAGGUACUAUACACUCCAUCACAGGACUCCGUGUUCACCAGAAUUAUGCACAAUCUUCUGUAUAGCAACCACAUAGCUUACAUGCAUCCAUAUAAAUAAUAUUAAUGUCAUAAAAUCCAUCCAACAUUCAGCAGCUAUAUAGAUAGCAUUAAAAUCACAACACCCAUCUAGCACAGACCAACCUUAUAGAUUGUUUUAAAUCACAGAACCCAUCUAAUAUACUCUGUUUGCAUCAUUUCAGCUUGGAGGAAACGUACUAUUUCAUUUUGUUUAUUUUCUAAAAAUGCAAAGAGCACUGAAUGAUUUUGGGUGUGGGGGGGCGAAGGGGGCUUUACAUGUAUGGCCCGUGUUAUAUAAAACUUUCUCCUCAUUUCAUACUCCAUUAGGGCCUUAUUAGAGGUUUAUAAAAGAAUAUACAAGAAAGUAGUAUGAUGAUAUCCUACCUCAAUUUACAUUACCUCAAGCACUUCUGUCAGUGAAUUUGAAGUAUUUGAAGCAGCAGGACUUUGAGUUUGUGCGUUGUUGGCAAUCCCUAGUUCUCAAAUCAUUGUUGAUGCCACACUCCAUUGUUGCCAUCAGACUACUGGUCAUCCUUAUGUGAUGGAAAAGUUCUUCACAUUUUAUGACAGAUUAUUCUGUGUCCGAGGUGACCAGCAGGCUGUAGACCAAGGGCAUGGAUGGUGACUGAAGUUAAAACAAUGAACACCUGGUGGUGCUAUAGACCCUAAAGCCCUCUGACCAAUGAUAUGGGCUACUAGGAGAAUUGAGUAUGAGUGAUUUUAUAGGGAGCAAUACGCCUUAUAUGAAGCAGUUGUGAGAAGUAGAACUUUGUAAAGAGUUGGAGGACCCAUGGGGAAGGUUAAUCUCCAGGAAUAGGUAGAGUUAUAAACUAUUCUAUCAUUUUAACCAUAAUAUUUAGAUUAUAACCUGCAAUGAUAAAUAGUUGUCCCAUACAACAUGUGUGAUUCAAAAUAUAUCAUGACCUGGGACAGAUAGAUGUACUUGGAGAAGUAUUUCUGAUCAUUAAAAUGUUUCUCUCUUAUCCUCUACAGGGUGACUCUGGUGGACCUUUAGUCUGUCCUCAUGAUGACCGCAUGCAUGUACUUGGAGUCAUCAGCUGGGGAGUUGGGUGUGGGAAAAAAGAUACUCCAGGGGUUUACACUCGCGUGACCCGAUUUAUGGACUGGAUACAGAAACACACUGGCAUCUGAAAAUGCUGAAAGGAGAUGCACACAUACUUGAACCACUAUGUGAAGCUCUGAAGAGCCAUCAAACCAAAGGCUUAUGGAUAAUUCCACCUGCACUUCUUAGUCAUUCCACUUUAUUGUCAGUCAUACCAGCUUGCUUAUCUCUUCUAGCUGGUAUUAGGGCAGUAGAUACAUACGUUAAGUUAUAUUAUGUUAUGUAUUAAAAGGUCAAGUGUUAUACCACCAUGUGAAAACUGGAGGAAAAAAAACAACUCAGCAGUCGAGUUGAACCACAAAGAAUUCUCAAGAGACCACAUUUAGUGGUAUAUGUGCCACCAGAAAUAAUCAAUUUGGAUAUCAUGUGGGCUAAGCAAAUCAUUAGAAUGACUACUUAUAAAGUGCUAAUAUAUUCUACAGCGCUGUACUAUAGGUGGAUGAAACCACUAAUACAACAAGACACAUUUUCUUUACAUGAACAGAUGUGUUGGGGACUCAAAUGAGCUUACAGUAAUUGGAGGUUUGGCAUUAAAAUGUUUUGGUUUUUUCUGUAGUAGCUACCUGUUUGCUAUCUGUGAACCAAUUCAUGGAGAGUGUUGACUUCUUCAGCAGUGACUGGGCAAAAAGGAACAAUUACUUUGUAUUAUCUGAAGUUAAACCCUAACCUUGACUACCAGCAACAGCGGCUCUACUGAUAAAUAAAAAUACUAAAUGUAAAAUAAAUACUUAUUUAUGACACUCUCCUGUAUUAUACCUUCAGAUUGUGAUUCUUGUACACAGACUCAUAUCCAGGUCCAUUUAUUAUAUUGACAAAUAUACAUAUUAGUGUAAAACUACAAUAUAAAAAUCAUAGCAAAGAAUGUGAAAGUGUUUGGAUGCCCUUGCACCUGCAAAGUUUUCAAUGAGAUGUGUUGUGAGAAAGGCAUUCUGGGUAGUAAUGGUGUCAAUAGCUCAGACACUACAUAGCAGCCUUCACUCUUAGCCAAUGGGGCCAAUGUCCAGAGCACAGCUAAGUAUAGUUAUGAACACAGGUAAUUAUUUAAUUGUUAAUUAAAAUGGAACCUUUCUCCAAUGACUCAUUAAUAUCCUCACAAACCCAGCAAACUUUGAGGAAAAAAAACUAUACCAAACAUAUCAUCUGGUACAUACCUUUUUGCUGCCAAUUAUAUAACUUUUUGUAGGUCCUCUGGAAGGAAUAAUAGCAAUUGUGACAUAUAUUUAAAGUUUUAUUUAACUUUUUACAUUUGAUAUUUAUGUGUAUUUAUAUUUGUUUGUAUAGCUAUUUCUCAUAAAUAUAAUUUGUAGUUUUGAUCAGUUUAUUUAUAUCUACAACGUACUAUGAAGGCUACAGGUUAAAUUUAACAGUUUUGCCAACUGGACCCGUAUAAUUGCACGUUGUAUGGUUUGAUUAUCUGUAUCCUCUGAUUUCAUUUUUUUACAGCGAUAUAUAGAUUAUACGUACUAUCUGACAAACGUUCCACUACUUCAUUAAUUCUAUUGGGAAACCAGAGACAUGUACACUGGCCACUGAGACUGCAAAGAUGUGCAACUAAUGAAGUCUAAGCUGAUUUAAAUGCAAUAAGAAGUGACGUCGUGGGCAACUUGAAAAUAAUGACUUAGAACCUUUGAAUUCUAAACCUAUAUAAAACGCACCAGGAUACCAGUUUUUGGCUUGAACAUCAUUUGCUAGUGUUCAGAGAGCCAUGUGUAUAAUGCUAGCAAACCAUAAUAUAUUUUUAAUAUACACAUGUUUGUAUUGCAAUAAAAAAAUUGAUUCUAGACAAUCUGUACUAAAGGGUUAUCUUUUAUAUUAUUCUAUCUUAAAUAAGGAUUUGUUCUAGAAUAUAUAUGUAACAAUGAAAAGGUUGCCCAUUCUAUCUUUUGCACUAUAAAGAAAGUAUUUGAUUUGGACUAUGUCAGUUAAAAAAAAUCUGACUAUUUUAUGAUUUCAGUCUUCACUUCGGUUAAGAAUUGUUCAGUGCUCUAUAGGUGUGAAUAAGUACUAUGAAUUGACUCCUAUAUGAUACAGGAAGCCAAUAUAAUGACUGCCAGAGGGGUGAGUUGUGAGAGAAGCGACUGGAGAGGAAAAUCAGUCUAGCAGCAGCAUUUAUUACAGACUGUUGCGGGGCAGUACAGCUCCUGGUAAGACCAAUUAGGAGAGGGUUACAAUAAUCCAUGCUAGAGAUUAGUAGAGUAUGAACAAGCUCCAUAGUAGUGUCUAAUGUAAGAAAGGGGUGGAUGCAGGAAAUGCUUUUAAGGUGGAAUAGACAUAAUUUGGUAACAGAAUGGAUAUGAGGCCAGAAUCAAAUAUAAUGCCAAGACAGCAUGCUUGCAAAGAUGGGCUGAUGUGGGUGCCACUAACUUGAAGGGAGAGAAGUUCAGUUUUAGAGAGAUUGAGUUUCAGAAAACGGGAGGACAUCCAAUCAGAGAUGGAAGAAAGGCAGUGACAUGUUGCAGGGGAGAGAUCUGGGCAGGGGAGAUAUAUCUGGGUGUCAUCCGUGUACAGAUGGUAGUGGAAUCCAAAUGAGGUAAUAAGUUUGCCAAGAGAGGCAGUAUAAAGAGAAAAUAGAAGGGGACCAAGAACAGAGCCUUGGGGUCUCCAACCAAGAAGGACGAAGGGAGGAGAUACCAUUAGAAAAGGAGACACUGAAUGAGCAUUGGGAGAGAUAGGAGGAAAACCACGAGAGGACAGUGUGAAGAAUCCCCCUCCAUUCAUUCGGUACUUUCCCUCCCUGCUACUUUAUUCAUGGAUUUAUUACUGUGACGAAGUGCCCUUCACCACUUGUGCCUGGAGAGGACUGCUUGCCCGCCUCUUGCCCUGUGACUAUGGACCCUGGGAGAUUUGGCCCGUUCAAUUCAGUAUGAUAGGAGUUAUGUAUUUUUGUAUCCUUUUGUGUUUUACUGGGAACAUGUGCUCAAUGGAGUCUGUCUCUAUCCCUGGAUAACUGGAUUAUUGUCCCCAUUGUCUCCAGGAUAGAGGGCUCUGUAAAACCGGUUUGGGCCAGAUAGCCAUGCUGCCAGCCAGGCCCCAAAAGAUACUUUACUAACUUCUGAACCCCUGGUCUGAUUCAUGCCAUUUUUUGAUAUGUUGUUUCCCUGAAUGGAUUGAUUGUGAAUAUAUACUUUUUAUGUGAAUGUGAUGUAUAUUUUAGAAGUUAUGAAUAUGCUGUAAAAACUGUAUUUUUCCUACCAGUGAUAAUUACAUCUUCUAUUGUAUAAGAUAAUUGAAUCACAGGCAGAGGGGAGGAUUUUGUGUGGGCUGUAACCUCUGUUUUAUUGGCUACUGUAGAUAACGUGUGUGUCCCUCCCCUGCAUGGGAGC